Messenger RNA from Toxoplasma gondii ME49, 52319 nucleotides. RefSeq names its product HECT-domain (ubiquitin-transferase) domain-containing protein. Gene Ontology annotation, molecular function: ubiquitin-protein transferase activity. The transcript has 19 exons. Bases 1 to 51681 code for a protein of 17226 amino acids. The record is from RefSeq and is a predicted model, not a curated record. NCBI's taxonomy places the organism in Eukaryota, Apicomplexa, Conoidasida, Eucoccidiorida, Sarcocystidae.
AUGGGAGGCCGACUAGCGUUCCUCAGAGAAGGCGGCAGGCACUGUGGGCGUGAGCGAGAGGUUGUUCUGCGUUCUUUUUUUUGCGCUGCGCAAACAAGCAUCUUCGCUCGAUGUCGACUGAGAGGAGAAACGCAUGCAAGGCGAUUGUGGCCAGAGGGAACGAGGAAGCGAACCGUCUGCUCCGUUCAGACACAGCAGUCUGCCGCCUCUUCUGAGACUCCCAUCACGUCUCCAUCCUUCCUUUUUCCUGUUUUGUCUCUCUCGUCUUCUGUCUCUUCUGUCUCUUCUGUUUCUUCUUUCGCUUCUUUCGCUUCUCUCUCUUCGUCCCUCUCUUGUUCAAGGAGUCUUUCUUCCCUGGCUUCUGCGCAUCGCCUCUCACGUCUUCGACCUUCCAGUCUUUCCUCCUCGGUUUCCGCCUCUGUUGCUGUCUCUUGUGUUUCCCCGCCGGCUUCGCCACCGUUUCGGUUCUCGGAGCGACGGUACUUCGGAGUCGGUGGGAGCUACGGCUACGACGCCUUCUUUCGGGGGGCGGCAGAAGUCCUCAAUGGAUCAAACAUACAGUUGCCGCAUUUGCCAGAAAAUGAAGAACAGAAGGAGGGGAAAGUUUAUCAGCUGCACUCCGUGCGUUUCCCCCCACAAGUCAGGCGCUUGGGAGCGAAUUAUUUCUUCCGGCGACAGCGUGCUGUCCCCCUCACCUACUACCAUCAUCUCGUGGAGGCGAAGCCUGCGAGUGAAGGCUCGGCGCCAGACGGUGUGCAUGCGCAGACAGGGCGAGGCCAGGCUCUCUGCUUCGUCGCUUCUGCAAAUCCUGGAUAUCUGCAGAGCAAAGAACUGGAAAACGCAGUUUUCGAGAGCACUCGGGGAUUUGCAUGCCAGCUGAUUCUCGAGGGCAGAGGUGUGAAGGCCUACUUCGAUCCAGAGUGGCCAAACCUGAUGGUCAGGCUUGGCGUCGGUGUGAAGCCUUUGGCUCUGAGGCGUCUCGCGGAGCAAUACGCGACACGAGCGAAGAUCUUCGUGGACAAACGAGGGCUGCUUCUCACCGUCCACGGCUACGACAAAUGCGCCGUCGGCACUUUGGCCAUGUCGCUCUUCAACCAUCUGCAAGCGAAUCCGUACACGAUGAAGGGUGCCCAUGUCGCAAUGCAUCCAAUCAAGAAGAAAGUGACAAGGAAGAAAAAGCCGAAACGUCCGAGACUUCUUACACAGAUCCUCCUCGAUUUCGGUUGUUUCUUGGUGGCCGACAAGAAAGUUGAAGCCGCUUCUUCGGCCAAAACAUUCUCGUGGGGAAAACCUUCUCCCUUCACUCGGCAACUUCCACACUCCGUGAGGAUUGUUAAGACUUCUCCGCAAGUUAGCGUCGAACAUCCUUGUACCGUUCUAACAACUUACACGCACAAAUGUCACUCUCCGUCCGAGUGUGCUGCGCCAUCGAAAAGAAGGUUGAGACCUCGAAAAGUUCCUGUGUUUCGCUGUCUCUGCUGCAAAAUGUCGACUUCUCUGUCGAGUAUCCGAGGCCUCUCGGCUACCCCGCCCGAGAGCGACAUGAACCAGCCGUCGUCUGGCGAGGCCGAAGCAGCUCCUUGCGAGAGGUCUCCGCCUGCGCAGGCGUUCGGGGAACAUCCCACAGUCGCAAACCACAUGAAUAAGGAUCAAGGAUCUGUCGAUCUUGGACUUCUGACGGGCACAGAGGACAAUACGUUGCCCCCUGUCCCGCCUGCGCCUCCGCCAGACUCUCCCGGCCAGGUUUCCCUGUCACAGGAGAUCCGUUCCGGAAACUCCCCUCCUCACCCAGACCUUGAAGCGCUCGGCGCAUUUCUCGCGGAGUACGCAUGCAAUCUGGACAGGGUAGCCGCGCUCGACGGCAGAGCCGACAAACCAGGAAGCCUCUUUGGCUGCGCUUUGCUGCCUCACGUCGAGGCCUCGACAGCUUUCGUGGUUUCUCCUGCAGCGUGGAGGCGCUUUUCGGAAUCUUCUCUGGACGUCACCACUUUCAGCAACUGGGGGGACUCCAGUGCACUGACGGAAACUCCUGCAUUCGACCGAAGGAAGUCUUCGCGACGAGACCGCCAGCACUGUGGCUUUCAGAAAGCCAGAGAAAGCAGCCGAGAAGCCGCGGGCAGCGACAGUCGCCACCCGCGACACCGGGGACAAGGAACUGGGGGGCCCCCGCAAGGAGAGACCGUCGGCGCUUCAGCGUCGCAAAGAGCAGUUGCCUGUCAAGCACUCGCGGACGCAAUGGCACUUCCCGCCUCUGCGUUUCUCGAUUUGCAUGGCCGGCAACCUUCGACCUUCUCGAUGGAAGAAGCUUCACCAGCAGCAGCUGUGUAUCCGCAUGACCUCGUUUCCCUCGCGAGUCUUCGCCAGGGCCUCUCGCGCGCAGUUCCGACGGCGAGGCCCGUGGGCAGAGUCCAAGACUGGACCAGCACUGGCACGACGCUGUGGGCUCGGCGCUUGCGGGCAGCUCUGGAUGCGUUUGUCCUCCUGCCUUCUUGGUACGGUGGAACGGAGAAUCGUCUCCUGCUCGAAGAAGCCGCCCUGCUCCUCGCCAAUACGGCGACAUGUGCCCUGCUGGAGGCCUACGCUAUCCACGCCUUGCAGCCGCGAGCUGGUGCGCCGAUUCCCCGCAUGCGCUCUGCGCCCAGCUCGUUGCCUUCGAAUUCCUCGGCCUGGUCUCGCCACUAUCCGUCUUCUCUCACAUCCGGUUUCUCUGCCUUCUUCACCGGGUCUCGACCUCGAAUGCCGGCCUCCUCGGAAGGGUCGCAACUCGCGUCUGGCACUGCUGAGACAUCUCUGUCACCUCCUCUCGACCGUCGCGCAGGUCCAGUCGCGCCCCGGCCUCGAAAUGCAUCUGCUUCCCUUCGUCUGUGGAGCCAGGCGCACUCGGGUUGUUCCCACUCCGUCGACUUCCACGGCGUCUUUCGAAGCGCUGCGUCGCCGCAGCCUCUGUCGUUGGACAGCUGCUUGCGCCAGUGGAACACCGACCUCUGCGCAAGGUCUGGAUUGGGUGCGUUCCCCGCGUUCCUCUUCGACAGCCGCCUGCCCCUGGGCGCGUUCUUCUCGUCUCUCUCUGCCGCACCCCUGUCCGCGCUGCCGCUGCUGCUUCUCGAGAGCCACGGAGGAAGUCUGGAGGCGGCAGGCGGCUCGCUCCCCGGCGCGUGGACCUCAGAGGCUUCAGCGGGGGCGCCGAGCCGAGCGCAUGCAGUCACAGACUGGGAGAGGCUCGGGGCCCCAGCGACCGCGCUGAACACCGGAUGGUUCACCAAUACAAAUCGGAGUGGGGGGAUGUGCCACCCUUCGCUUUUACGGAGUUUAGGAGCCGCGCGAUUGCGGAGUCUGGCUGCCUGGUCGACCGCGGAAUCCGAUGCUUUCUACCUCAGGUGCGUCUACAGUUUGAAGACCCUCGUGAAUUUGUACAUGCGCUUCCCGCCUCUCUUCUUCUUUCCGCGAGAGACACAGGGAGACCAGACUUGCCCGAAACGCGGGAGCGAAGACGCGUCCGCGGCAGGCGCAAACUCCGUACUUUCCGCCGACUGCCAGCAGCAAAGACUCUGGACCCUCCUGUUGAUUGUGUCUGGCGGCGCACCAGUUGCUGGAGACGGGGCACUUGGCAGUCACAGAGGCGAAGCGAGAGAAGAAGCGGAGGUGACAACUCGCGCUCGUGACGAGGAAGAGAGAGGGGAGUUCGAGGCUGGAUACGAGGCUGGCGGCGCGCCUUCGCAUGCUUCACUCGUCGGAAGCGAGUACGAGACAGACCGGUCUGAAACGAGGAAUGUGAGGCUUCAACAGACACCCUUCGAGGCCCGCGCCACGCUGCGCUUGGUUGCCGAGGCGCUUCUUUGCUCAGCUGUUCGGAAUGGCCGCGUCAGCGACAUUUUGGUGAUCAUCUUGUUCUGCCUCCGUGAGUCUCUCUGCGACAUGGCGAAGCAUUCGCCGUCAAUCCCUUCUUCUUUCUUGUCUGCUUCCUCUUCUUCUUCCUCUUCUUCUUCGUCUUCUUCAUCUGCUCCGUUAUCUCCGGCGCACAGGCGGAACGGCCGUGUCCGCCGCGGUGGGAAGCGCUGGGGUUCUCACCAGCUCGAGGAGUUUCAGCUCCUUUCGUUGUUCGACGAUCUAUCUUGGACGACGCCUGCGCCGUGCGAGAGAGAUGCGUCGCUGUCGGAGUCGCCUGCGCUUCGUCUCUCCAGUGACCUGCGGGUGGUCGAGUGCGUGGGUACAGGGUUACCUGAGUUCGGGUGCCUGUCGCGGGCGUCGUCCAGUGUCGACGCGGACUUGAUGCCUGCGGGGCUCGCGCCGGGGCCUCGACGGCCGAGCCGCGACCGCCCAGACGAGGCGAGCUACCACGGGACUCGUCGCGCUUCUGGCCAGUUCCACAUCGACCCUGAGAUCCUGCGAGAAGCCGACGCGACCGCCGCGAGAGCCGUGCCGGCGGCGCACCCGCCUGCCCCUGAGGCGGACGAAGGAGACGCUGCGGAAACUGAAGAGACAGAGGAGAGCGGGGCCUUGGUGGAGACGCUGGCGGGGGACGCGGGGCGGGGGGCGCGAGGCGGCGAAGGCGCCCGACAGAGACACGACCGCAGACGCAGACCUGCAGAGACGGGAGACACCAUCGACUUGUCGAUGAUGGAAGACGGCAUCGAAGGGAGUCCUGGUCACCGCGUCGCGUUUGAACGCGAUCCCACCGAGGGGUCCAGCGAGCUGCUGUCUGAAGGAGGGUCGUCCACGAGUUCGUCCACGCAGUUCCAGCCCACCUCAGUGUCUUCGGAUCUCGAGGAAGACGGCCGGCAGCAGAACGGGGAAACCACCAGUGAGGCCGCGCUUCGGACGCGAGGCUCCCGAAGAGGGAGUCGAAGAGACAGCAGUCGCUCUGGAGCCUCGCGGCGAGGUGGGGCUCUGCUUUCUUCGCGUUCGAAUUACCUUUGGGUGGAGGCAGAGAGCGGAUCAGGCCGGAUCCGCGACAGUGGCGAGAGCAGCGGCUCGACGGACGAGGCGAGUGACAGGUCGGAUAGCGUUGGGAGAAAUGCGCGUGACUGUCGGCUCCUUCCAGGCUCUGAACUUCACCGAAGGCCCUCACGCGAGACGCACAGCGACUCCGAGGACUGGGAGGACCCUCGAGGCCCAGAUCCCUUCGGUCGCAGACGCCCUCGACGAUGGCUCGCCCCAGCGGCCGCGAACCUUCUGUUCGUCAACGAGCAACGACGCGCGGGGGUCAGAGGCUUGGGGGGGAUCUCUGGAGGCGGCCGACGAGGCGAUGGCGUCGGUGGUGCUUUGACGCACGCGCCCGGGAGACACCGCGGGGAGUCUGCGGCGUUCAUGACGCCCGUCGGCGUGAGUGUCCGCAGCAGUCAAGUGAGUUGCGAGAAUCCAAAUCUGAUUGCAGCUCGCCUUACUGAAGACAGUCGCAGUCACACGAUCACCUACUUUCAGCUGCCUUCAGGCGUCGAGCCGGAGGACCUGGACCUCGUCUCGGACAUCCCUGCAGUCUCGUGGUCCUUGGAGGACAGCGGCACCCGUGAAGCGUUCCUUCUUGGGGACACCGAGCCUCUAUCGGCUAUAUCGAGGGGUCCGGCUUUAUCAAGUGGACGCGGACAAGCCGGGGAGGCUUCCAGUGCUCACAGGCGAGCCGGCCGAGGGCGAGACAACGAAGGCCUCUCUGGCUUCCCUUCCAGUAACAGCCCCGACAGUCGAAUCGUCUGCCGGUACACUGCGGCGUUUCCAACCUCGUCGCGUGCUCUCACAGCUGACGUGGACGGUGUGCCGAGCGUGAGAGAGCGACAGGGCGCGCAGUUCCUGUCCGACGGAUGCACACCCUUUGAGACUUUUGACGGGGAAGAUUUGGAAAUGCGUCUCGAAGGCGACGACACGAACCCUCUCGGUCUACCCCGGACCGCGUGGAUCCCCGCCGAAGGCCCCGCAGCUCGCUUUCUCUCUCAGACCGUCCAGGGCGAGCUCCUCGACUCUGUCGCUGAGCCUCUGUGCACGGUGACCCACACAGUCGCCCCGAGGGUGCCUCGCGAGUCCCAGCUGUCUCCGGUGGGGCCGCCCGUGGCCCCUGUCGAGCGCCCGAGGCCUGUGGGGAGUGUGGGGUCGCCUCGCGGUUCGGGCCGAUUCGCUCAGCGGGCUUCGUCUCUCUCUGCGCUUGGGAGCGAAGGCGAGUUUCUCGUCAGUUCGAGGUCAGGGCGAGAGCCGCGUUCGUUGUCCCCCAACGGGCCUGAAGAGAAGGCUGCCGAUGCUUGUGUCGAGGACCUCGAACGACUCCAGGAACGGCUUCAUCGACGACGCGGAGCGAGGCUCGCGGCGACACGGGAGGCGUUUCUGACAGGUGUACAUGUUUGUCAGCUUCUUGUAUGUGAAAGGAUUUCUUCCGCGUUGCUCGCAGAAGGCGUCAUUGAACCUGGCCGAUGGAGUCCAACGUCCGACGCUCUCGUCGAGGUAGGCGUCCUCCUCGGUGACGCUCACCUCGCUUCCUAUUCCACCACAAGGGUGCGAAGAAGAAGGUCACCGACUGCUUCUGUGGCGGACAGGAGGAAGGGGGACGAAGCGGCGUUCCACGAUUGCUUUGGAAACGCCGACUCGAAGAUCGUUUCAGAUGUGAUCGGUCGCGGGGGCGGCCAGCAGACAGAUCAACAGCCACCAGGGCCUUUCAAUGCCUUUGGGGACUCUGACGAGGCAGGCGAUCCUCGCAGGGAGGAAUCUGGUGAGGCUGGGAGACUUGGGGGCGAGAGCGGCGAGUGGCGGGAGACGCUCUAUUGCCGGCGCGUGUGUGGAGGCAAGGGCGCGGACGAGAGACAGUUGGGGACGCUCUGCGGAAGGUCUGGAGCCUGCGGCAUUCGCUGCGACGGCUUGGCCUGGACCGUGUGGGGCGAGCCGAACCGCAGGAGACCGGCCCGUGCUACGGGAGCCUCCAACGGAGAGAGCCAGCGAGGGGAGGAGGCAGGGAACUGGCGCGGGGCGAGAGCAACAGAAACCGAGGCGGAAAGCGGGAGGUAUGUACAUUUGGGCGAUCGGUGGACGGACGCGAUGAGGGAAGGAGAAAGACUCGAAGGUGGAAAACGAAUUUGGUGCAUGACACUCAUGCUGAAUAUCGAAGAAGGCGAACUCGACGUCUUCGUCGAUGGCAAGCUGGUCCAUACGUUCUGUGGGCUGCCGAAUGUUUCGUUAGCUUGUCGCGAAGUUGAGGCCAGGUCUUCGUUGACAUCUACACUCGGCUAUCGAUUUGCGGUUUCUCUCUCGUCACCCUCGCACGUUGUGGGGCUCCUGCCUCUGCCGCGCCUGUCUCCGUCCGAACUGGACCGUCUCCUGAAUCACCACUGCCGUUCUUCCAGGGCGCUGCUGCCUCCGGCAGCGUGCACCACAAGCCACCCAGGAGCUUUGAUGCUUUCGCUUAGUCACGCGCUUUUCAGGCUUGCGCUGAAGGCGAAGUUGACGCGUGAGGCCAGGGCGGCGGUGGGUGGAGCAAGGCCCAGCGGCGCGAGGCCGUCGCCGACCGCGCUGAGGGCCGAGGAGCGAGACGGUCGAGACUGCGGAGGAGCCGCACAGCGGGAAGGAGAGCAAAGUCUCGUGAGUCGAGAAGACGAGGCGCGGGGAGCAUGUCUGCCCGAUGCGAUGAAUGUAGGCGGUGCCGGCGUCAGUGCGUGGGUGAACGCAGACGCGGUGACUUGCGGCCUCCUGCGAGAGUGUCUCAGGCUCUCCUGGGAAGUCCUUUGUCGGCGAGCGCUGCGUGCAGCACCACUUGAAGAAGGCGAGACAGGUAGGAGGACGGAGCGAGCUGGGGGGCGGGAUGUGGAGUCAACAGACUCGAGUAUCUUCUCCGUUGUUCGUCGUGGAGACUCCGGACAGCAGGCCGAGCAGAAGGGCUCCCAAGCCUCAAGCAGUGCUGAGAAGGUCGGAUCGUCUCCGCUCCCGAACGAUCGGUGUCCGGAGCCUCCUGCCUCGCCACGAUCGACCUUCGAGGAUGACGCCGCCGUAGGCACCUUCUAUUGUCUCCUUCGGAUCUGGAUCCUUUUCCUGCCUUCUGCGCCGCUGCAACGGUCUCACCGCUCGGAGGUAGCCGGCAGUCAGCUGAGCAAUUCGCCUGCACAGCUGUGUACGCGCGACCCUGCAGACCCUCUGUGGCUGAGAGACGUUCUCGUUCGUGUCUCUUCGCCUUCGAGCGCGUCGAAUGUUUCUGCGGGCGAGAGAGAGGCGUGGGGAGAUCUUCCACUGCCGGUCUUUGCUCUCGCGGCUCUCGCGUACCCCGGCGGAUCUUUGUCUCCGACGCGAUCGGAUACUGAGUUGGGCUUCGCGUUGUUCAGGCAGGCAGCGAACGCGAGGAAGGAGACGAACGGAGGCGAAAUGCGGCUUGGGGGAGCUCGAGAGCGUGCUGGGCUGGACUUGAACAAACGACGCUUCGAGCCUGCGUUCUGCAAACGCGUUCUCUCCCUCUGCUCUCCUCGCUGGCGGCGCCUCGUCCUCAGCGCCGCAGCCGAGGCCGCCACGCUGACCUUCUGCCGAACGCUCCUUCUGGCACCUUUCCUAGUCACUGGAGUCGACAAAUGCUUUUUCUCUCUCGAGUUCCUGCGCCUCGCCCAUCCAUCCUUCCUCGACAGAGACGAAGAGGAAACGCCAGAGCCGCUUAACCCAGCAACACAAAAAUCAAUAACAGAGAAGGCAACAACAGAGAAAGAAGUCAACCGCGGAGACGUUGGCGGUGUACGAAGUGGGGUGGAAGGUGAGACAUGCGAGUUGGCGCUCGGAGAGAGAUCAAGGACGCGACGGCGGGGAGCGUCGUCAGAAAGAAGAAAAAACACAGAGGAAAGAUCUGCCAGAGGUGGAAACUCCACAGACGCAGCGGGGACCGGAUGCGCUUCUACUUUUGUCCUUGAGCGCUCUGAAGAAUGUAGACACAUGGGGGCUUGGGCGCGAGAGGCAAGGGAAGCCGAGAAGGACCUCGAGGAGAAAGGACGAGUCCGCGAAGGAGACAAAACAGCCCAGCAACGCGCCGGGGGCUUUGGUCACCUGCUCUGUGCGACUCUGCCGGCAAUUGUAGCUGCGCUCGAGGACUUCCAUGCAUGCGUCUACGCUCCUCUGCUUCCAGGGAGUUCGCGACGAACGCCGAAGGCUUUGCUUUCAUGUCCUGAGCGCCGCACGCGGGCGGGGGACAGUUGGCAUGCAGGAAGCAGUUCGCGCGGCGCGUGGAGAGAGGUUGAGACCGACUCAUCGGCUAGACCUGCUUUGACGGGAUUCGAGCUGUCCAGUUUAGCGUCGAGAGUCGUCGCGGCUCUAGGAGUGUUGGGCACCGAUGGGGGCGUCCUUGCCCUCGCAGUGGCGCACUGCCCUCCUUUCCUUAUUCUUCGCCUUCUGCGCGUCUUGCUCUCUCUCGCCUGUCCCCCGGCGCAGGUCCUUCUCCAGGGGUCUUUCGACAGCGACGGCCCAGCACAACCGACUGUGAGGAUCUCUCGCGAGGGCGGCGACAAGGCCUGGACGAGGCAGCACAGGCGAGAAGAGAGACGGAAGCGACGCGUGGACGCCUCAGAGGGGUGCCAGACGCUUCGCGGCCUCGGAAGAGAGACCCAAAGUGCAGUGGUGUUGGCGGCGGUGGGGCGCUUGACCCGGCUUGUCAUCCGGCCCUUGAGGCGCCUGCUUCUCCAGCUCUUCCUCUGCGUGCGCAGAGAGUUCCUGCAUGCAAUUGCUGAAGAAGAAGAGGAAUCCAAGCGAGCGAGCGAGCGCGAUCGUCGCCAAAUGGCGCAGCUCAUCGGGCGCUGCGAGGAGGAAGCCCGCGAGGCUCGCGGAGCCGAGAGGAUAGGCCCGGCGGGCAGGCGAGAGGAGUGCCCGAGGAGAUCACAGGAGAGCGGACCAGCGGCAGGAGACGGUGGGAGGGCUGGGAGGAACAGAAUGAGACAGGGAGAGACAAGAACGCGGGCGGAGAGGCGGGAGGCUUUCGCAGCCGGUCGGCCGUCGACGAGAUGUCCCUCACGAGCGUUCCAUGUCGGAUCGCUUUCAGAGAACGAAGAGGUAGACAGUGCUCUCGAACAAGCAGACCUCGAAGCGAGUUCGUCCUCCGUCUCGGAAGCUCGUGGAUCGUGUCGAGCACCCACGCAUGCAAACGGACCAGAGAGAGGAGCGAAUCGCGCGCCGACUGGGGAGGAUGGUGAGAGUGCGUCCGCAUGCGCCUUCCGCACAGGCAGCUACGUGGAAGAGAAAAGGCAGCCUCGAUUCUCUGGCGUUCCGGAGUUCUCGCGGCCUCUUCGCGACAAAUUAGAACGCCAUUUGGAUCUCCUGACUGCAGUCACAGAGCUCACUUUCGAUGCCGUUUCAUCUGAGCCAGAACCCGUCUCUCUGCCCCUCCCUACGCGCCCGGAUGCUUCGACUUCUUGCUCGGCUUCUUUCUGCGGAGGUUCUGUCCGUGUUGAGGUAAAGUGUUCGGAGCGUCUCCUGGCGCGCGUCUGUACGUUGCUCGUGGACCAGAUCUUCUUGUUGAUUCGUUUUCGGAAGCAGCAACUGUUUCUCUCCGUGCUGCCCUUUCUGUCGCACGCGUUUUCGUCUGGAAGGCCGAGAAGAAAACCUGAAGGUCAAAUGGCUGGACUCCUCGAACGCCUGGACCUCUGCCUGGUGGGCCUUCUCCCCCGCCUUCUUCACUUCGCCGGCCGCCUCUCCCAGGCCGCCGUCUACGCGGACCUCGUGGUCGCACUCUGCACCUCUGGAGCCCCAGCGAGUGUCUGUCUCCGCGCCCGACGGCGCGAGAAUCCCUCGAGGGGCGCCGGGGUGGCCGGGAGGGCCUCGGAACCCAGUGCAUCGGACGACACAGAGGAAACGGAGGCAGAAGACGCUCGAGGCUCCGUGAAGGCAAACGCUGGUGUGGCGGGAGUCUUUGAGGAGCUCCAGACGCAGUGGAAACAGGAAGGAAGAAUCCGGUGUGCUCAGAAAGAGAGACAACAGGGUGCCACUGCCGUCCUGAUUUGCUGGCCCGACGUCUUGCCAGCUUUGCGGGAUGCGUUGAUCGGACAGCGAGACAGGACAGCCAGCGGACCUCCUAUCCGCCGCCGCGGAGCCGCUCCCUCGCCCCUGUCUUCCAAAGACGAUACAGAGUCGGACUCGCUAGAUGGCGACCGAAGCUGGCUCCGCGAGAGUCUGUUCAUGCUGCCGCCGUCGAGCGCAGCCUAUCGCCGCGUGUCUCAGGAGUCCUGCUGCAUCUAUUUGCUCGAGACAACGCACCCUUUGUCGACUGUUGCAGACUUUUAUCUCUGUCUCGACUUCCCUCGUCUCUUCGCGUCUUCUCGGCACCCCAGUCCUGCCGCGCAGCCGACGGUGGCGACCCGGAGCCCCCAGGAUUCGUCUGGAGGCGGAGACGCCGGUGCGGCCUCCGCGGAGACCGCAGGCCCCCACAGGACGGUCUUUUCCACCCGAGAGGCCUUCCGGCUCCCCAGCGUCCCUCGAGAAGGAGAUACCUUCCUGGGGCUCGAAGCGGGACCUGCUCCAGGCUUCUCCCACUGGUUGCAAGAGGAAGACGAAGGCGACAGAGACGGCGCACAGAGAGUGAAGAUCAAAUUCGACCCGAGGAGCAACAUGUCCGACUCGGGGGCGGAACUCCACAUUCGCGUCGUCACGGCGCACGGAGUGAAGACUUACCAGUGCUUCGAGCGAAACUUCCCCAAGCUGAAACACCGGGACGUCAAAUCCAUCGAGUUCGAUUUCGGCUCCGCGUACCCGAGCGUCGACUGGGGGUUUCGUUGUCAAGUCGAAGCCUACAGGAAGGUUACGCGACAUGCGACCCACCCUUCGCUCGAGCUUCUUCUCGUCACCCAUGACGCCGCCUUCACUCUCAUUCACCACUUAGUUGAGGACUUGGCUCCGUUUUCUUCCCCGUCGCCCUCCCCCUCCCUUUCCCCGCAUGCAGUUCUCGGAUCCUCCGAGUUUGCUGGUGCAGUCGACGCUCUGAGACCUCUGCUCUUGUCCCAGGAACUUGUCUUCGCACUUCCCUCGUCUUGUAGCUUUUCUUCCAGUCGCCUGCCUCAGGCCUCCGAACGAUCCCCUCGUUCUUUCUCAACUUCUUCCUCUGUUUCCACUUCUUCUUCCUCGUCUGUCUCUGCUUCUCCGUCUUCUUCCUUUUCUCCUUGUUCGCUGUUUCCUUCUUCACUUGCGUCCUCCAGCACGGCUUCUACAGGUUGUUUGAACUCUUGGCUGACAAGCGCUCGCAGCUUGUAUACGGCGGCCUCUGAGGUCCGUCGACUGGCCCUCGACUUCGCUGUCUCGUCGGGCAAUGACCUUGCUUCGCCCCCGCGCCUUCCCGCGCUGUUCGCCUUCGACAAGCCUUCUGUCUGUUCUGCAGUCUCUCGAUCUGGACGGUCUUCUGGAUUCCCUCGUCUUCCGGCGUCUUCACGUCUGCCGGCUGCUGUCUCAGGCGAUUUGAAUGCGGUGUUGAUGGACUUCGUUCUUGGCAGAUCUGGCGCCUCUCAAGCGAUCAUCGCCCUUGGGGACAAAUUCUUUUCAAGUCCUCUCUCGAGGCUUGCAGGACCCCCUCUGCUUCCUGGAGGGUUCGCCCACAUGGUGACAGCGGAGCGCGCGACGCUGUCGCUUUAUUUGCUGCUUCUUCCGGCUGCGUCCGAACUGUUUCUCUCUGUGCUUUCCGCCUUUCAAGGGAUCGAUCCGGCAGCCGAAACUGACAGCAGCAUCCAGGGACAAGGAGUGCCAGGCAUCCAGACGAACAGCAAAACAGGGGAGCGUCUCGACCCUCCUCACAACCUCCCCGCCCAGCCACAGACCAGCCCUGCGGAGGCUCCGCAAGCACAGUCGUCUUCUUCGUUUGCUUCUUCUUCACCUCGGACUCCUCCACUGCGUGAACUGCCUCGCGGCUUGCAGCUGCUGUGGCACUUGGCGGCGCAGACAGCGCGACUAGCUGUGCAUCAAGGCGCCCAGGCGCCCUCGUUGAGGUCUCAGCCGGGAGGCGCCCGCGAAGGAGUAGGACCCGAUCCCUUCAGGAAGGGUGAAAGCGAAGCUUCACAUGCGUCCGAGAAAGCGACGCUCGCGCGAAGAAUCACGAAGAACGCGCUCUUUCUCCUGUCGUGGAUGCGCCUGUCUCCAACUGCAUUUGCAGCGCGAAAAGGACGCCCCUUUGCCGGCGACAUGCCUCUGCCGCUGAAUCCGAUCAGCCUCCGGUCCUGGCUGCUGAGGGACCGGACGCUGCAGGCCGUCUUGGCGCUUGCCCUGCAACCCUCUGCCUGCGUCUCGUCGGACGCCUCGUCAGGGAACCAGGAGACUCUGAGCCUGGCCCUCCAAUUGCUGCAGAGCUACAACGCGCGCAUGAGCGUCGCUGCUGAGGCUCUGACCUUCUUGCUGAGGACUCUCCAAGCGACUGUCUCCAUUCACGGUGUCAUAAGGCGAGGCAGCAGAAGAGCGAGCGCCGAGAAGGCCUACGAACGGAAGGUCCCAGGGGCAGACCCGGGGGCUUCUGGGGAAGGCGAAUCUCGGAGAAGGAGACCAGGGAGGCAGGAGUUGCGAGAGAAGAAGGGACUGGAGUCAUGCGAGGUGUUUGAUGAAGAUGUCGAGUGGCAAGGAUCCGCCCGAGUCGGCGAACUCGCCUGUCUCGCCGUUGAUGCGUCCUGGCGACUUCUACGCUUCCUCGAUGGCCUCGCGGCGGCGCUGCUAGGAGAACAGAAGGCGAGCGGGGAGUCCGUCGUACCUCUCGUGGCUCCGUCGGCGUUGCCGAGGUGCUUCGUCACGGACUACGAGCGAGUUCUUCGGCCAGUCCUCUCGUUCUGUGGGGCACCCUACGCUCCGUCUCUUGUGGCUGAGCCAACGGCCUUCUCGCCCCACGCUUUGCCUGGCCUCCCUCAGUUUCUCCUCCAAACCGUUCUGCUCGGCAGCUGUCCCCGGUCGUUCGCGGCGCUAGGGAACCUCGAGUCGCGUUCAGCGUCUCACGACUCAGGCGCUGCUGGGGCAAACGAACCCGUUGGCGUAAGCGCGUCCCUCGUCGCCGCCCUCUGUGGUGUGACGGAGACGCUCAGCGAGUUUCUUUUCCUGUCUCCGUCGGGGCCCUCGCAGCCGCCGAGCGUCUCCAAUCCUUCCUACCCCUACGGGUGCGCGUCUCAGGUUGCUGCGCUGUCUCGCGCGUGGCUCGCGCCCUUUCUUCUGUCUCUUCUCGUCCUCGCGACUUGGUCUCGCUGCCUCCGUCUUCAGGCUCUGGGCUUGUGGACCGAGAGCGAGAAGAAGGCUUUUCCGAAGGACGAAUUCGUCGAGAACAGGAGGUUCUCGGAAGACAGAAAGAGGAAAAGCAGCAAGGGAACUGACGCAGAGCAUUUACGCGACACGGCGGACCAGGCGCGUCGCGUUCUCCGCUGCGUCGGGAGAGUCGUUGAUGCCACAGGCCUCGGCUUGAGGAGAUUUCUCGACUGGGGAACGCCAAAGAGACACCUUCUCCUGCCGACGGUGUCUCCCGCGUCCGCCCCGGGGACUGAGGCGUCAAAGCGAGCUCGCAGCCGCCCUGGCGCGAGAGCCGCUUCGAGUCCAGUUGUUGAAGCACGCUCGAAUGAGGAGGAUGUCCAGCAGAGUCAAACUCCGCGUCCGAACGCCGCACAGCGAGAUGACAGAAAUGUCGAGAAGCGUAGCCGUUCGUCUUCUCGUUCGGCGUCUGACGCCGGCGUCCGAUCGCGUUCCGCUUCUGCUCCACAGGGAAAGCGUUCUUCCCCCAGCACUAGCAGCACGAGCCUCUCUUUGCACCGAGCAACUUAUCCAUGUACUUCUUCUUCUCGUUGUCCCCGCGGCCUCCCUCUAGUGACGUACAGCGACGCUGUCGUUGAGGUCGCCCUCGUCUUCGUUCCACUUCUUUCCUCUCACUCCCAAGAGGCAUCCCGCCGUCGACCGUCGUCUUCUUUUCCACGUCGUUCGGGUGGCGCGCGCGCGGCGGCGCUCCUGUCGCUCCCGGUAGACGGGUCGGUUUCCAAGGUAUUGAGCAGACAUUUUCGAAGAGUCGAUCAGUGCGUGGUUUUCGUAGAUUCCCCGGACGAGGCAGACACACAGGACUUGAGUAAAGAUAGCGACGAGACGAGUCGACCUGCUGGACGAUGCCUGGCUUCUCCUCUCGACCAAGGGAGAUCCGACGCAGGCGCGCCAGCUGCCCUUCUCCGCGCAUCUUCUCCCUGCACAUCUCAUCUGCGUCCUGCAUCGAAUGCCUCAGAUAGAACUCCAACCUGUUCCUCCUCAUCUGCGUCUUUUUCUUCUUCAUCGUCUUCUGCAUCUUUCUCUCAGCCUUUGGGCGCACCGUCAGAAAGGCCGACCGCAAACGGGCAUUCACCUGCUGUGAGGAGGAGCGGGAAGCCCGUGCGAGUCGAACUCUGGGUGCGAACUGCUGGGCAGGCCUUUGCAGAUUUGCUGGCUUCUCAGGGACCUUGUUUAGGGGGGGCAGAUUCCUUCCGUUCGGGCAAUCAAUCGUCAACGGCCUCGAGUCGCCACCGGCGCAGGCGCGUGCGGUAUUCUUGCUAUGCGCUUGUCACCUCGAAGGCGGCCUCUGAAACAGUGAGAACGCAGAUCGGGGGACGCCCAGACCGCCUGUGGGGUGGAGCAGUUGAGGCGGGAGCGGCGAGCGGACAUAGAAGGGCGGCAGGCGGAGACUCCAGAGAAGCAGGGACGGUGGACUCUGAGAGGCAUCUUGAUACGCGUUCGCGGCGCCACCGAGAGAGUCAGGAAGAGCAUGUGGGCGUCUACCCCACCAGGCGACGAGGCGCCGAGGGCGACGACGUCGCGAGGCUUGAAGCCCAGCGCAGUCGGAACCACGCGCUGGCGCCUCAGGUGGCUGAGGCAGUGACGGGGGUCGCGGCAGAUCGGCCGCCGAGAAGCGGAGGCCUCGAUACUGUCUCCGAGGGCGAGAGUGGCGGUGGGGACGGUGAAGGGUCGGAGGGUAAUGCUCCGACUAUACGGCGAACCCCCUCAAUGCGUGCGCGGUUCCUGACAGGCGAAGGCGAUCCCUCGCCACCUGCAACAGGCCGCCAGGACCCAUCCGGAUUUCUCCUAACUUCGUCUGAACCCUCAGGAGAAGAGGGACAGAGAUUUCUCACAAGCUCUACAGGAGAAGAAGGCCUCGAGCGACGCCCAGCAGGCCCCGCUUCGUCGGCGCCUGGAGCGACUGCUGGCGACAGCGAGGGGGCAGCGGAGACAGACAAAGACUGGUGGCAUGGAGGUGUGGAGAGCUCGACGAAAACGAAGCUUGUGCAGCUCGCAGAGAAGACGGGCGGUGCGCCAACGUGGUUGGGCACACUACCUUUCGUUCGUCUUCUCGUUCCCGACGCAGAAGCUUGGCAAGCCGGAGCUGAGCGCGCUCUGCGGUCCAAGACGCCUCGCGUGAUGUUCUGCUCAGGCGACCGCAUGCCCUCUGCCGGGGUCCAGGUGACCCAGACGGUGGUCUCCAAAGUCCGGUUGGCUGUGGGCGAAGAGCGAGAAGAAGGCGAGAGGCGCUCUCAAAUGCCAGACGCGCAUCCUAAGCGAGGUGGAAAAAAGGUGAAGCCUCUGGGCUUCGUCGUCGCCGAGCUCGGGCAACUCGCCGAGUUGACAGCGGACCAAGUUCAACACGGCUUCGAGUCGCAUAUUCUCGCUCUCGCCACUUCCAACGCUGACGGUACUCCACGACCCAGUGCAAACCUGGGCUCGCGCCAAAAGACUGCUCUUGCCUCCUGUACUGGCGUGGAGGAAGGGGAGUCUCUGACGGGGGUCCUUCCUUCUCUAGGUGUCCAGGGAGAGUCUUCGUCGGCAGUUGCGCGAUCCGAGAAGUUUCUCAGCUUGAGGCAGCAGUGUGCUGCGGCACUCCAGACUCUCGACGCCCUCGACAUGCAGCGCAACUGGCUUCACAUCUCGGCGGCGAUGUCCGAGUUUCUCUGGAUGUCUUUCAGAGCUGCUGUGGGCGUCGCUCUGGGUCCCCACGUGAGGCUCAUUUCUCGCUUCCUGGACGCGACAGAAAGGCUCGCGACCCGGUCGGAGACGCAUGCGGACUUUCAUGGGGCAGCGCUCUCGCACCCAGAAAACAGGAACAACGAAAGAAGCAAAACGACGUGCAAGGGGAAGAGUGACUCGAGGGAAGCAGGCGCUUCUCUUGGGGUCAAGGACAGCCCCGGCGAGGGCGAGAAGUCGGCACAACGUCGAGGAGAGAACGGUGGACAAAGAGAACGGGUGGAAAACAGGCAUUGGAUGGGGAGGCGAGAGAGAGAAAACGCUGGGGUAUUGUCUGCUGUCGGCGUGUGUUUGAAGCACUUCGCUCCGCUGUUGCUGUGGAGCGUCCAACAGCUCGAACAUGCAUCGGCGAAGCUCCCCGAACGAGAAGGCGACGGAGACCUGACAGGCGGCCGUCGUCCUGAAGCUGAGGGCAAGAUGGGGGCUGGAGACAGAAACGAAAAGGGAGAAACGCCGAAUCGAGAGGCCUCUUGUUUGUCUCUAUCCGCGUGUCUCCGUCGGGUCGUUGCGCGUGGAAACGCGUCAGAAUCUCAGGAGUUCGGUAACCUUCCUUCUGCCUCUCUCCCUCUGCCUUGGGCCAGCCCCCCGCCAGUUGCAGCGCUGAUGCUCCGCCUUCUGGAUGUCUCUUCGAACUUGUCCAGAGACCUCGACAAGCGUCUGUCGACUCCAGAACUGUCUGGCGCUUCCUGGGCACCUCCUGCCCAUUCCGUUUCUCGACCUGCCUUCUCGUCUUCACUGUCAUCCCAAGCCUGUCCAGGAUUUGCAAUGUAUGCUGCACGGAGCACACCAGAGUCUCCGGAUGCGUCUCCGUUCUUUGACCGUUCCCCGCUCCUCGGGCUCCACAUAGCCAUCCAACGAUACUUCCACCUGACCCCCACGCAGGCGCCGCCUCUCCUUCCCGAGAUGUUCCUCUGCGGGGUAGGCCUCGGCAGCAGCUACCUCGCCGAUCUGCUCUGGCAUACAACACUGCAGAGACAGCCGGCGUCCCCACCCUUCUCUCCGUCGGCUUCCUUGUCUUCCGCGGCUGCCUGCCCCUCGUUGACGGGGGCCUCAGGACCUUUUUCGUCUUUCUCUGAAAGCGAAGGAGUUGUGGUGAACAGGUGCCGACUCAGUCCCGCGUGUCUGCCCGCUCUGCAUGCAGCGCUUUCAAGGCACAGGCGCCAGCUGGUGGGGUGGAGCGAUGAGGCAAGGAGGCAAAGCCGACGCCUCGCGGCAGUUGAAGCCGAAGCCGCAGAAGCCAGCGAGCGUCAGGAGCGGCGAAACGGUCAAGCGGAAGGAAGCGGUGGACGCGAGGCAGCUUCAGGGGGUGGAAAGAACAGCCAAAGAACGCGUGGGAAGCGAUGGCGGCAAACGGAGACUCAGCCUGAGACGAGUACUGCAGAGGCGGCAAAUGAAGAGAAGAGAAUACAAGAGGUUUCUCGGACCCGCGCCAGGGCGCAAAACUUCAGGGAAGGUGAACCCGAAAGCCACCUGGACGCUCAAGAGAGUUUUGAGGAGACGGAAAGUCCGAGACCCAAAAACAAGGAGAAAAACGAGGACCUGCAACCUUGCUGUGUAUGGACAGAGCAGCGCCCUCUGUGUCUAACAGCGGAGACUGUCGCUGUCGCCGUGCUCCAGCUUCUUCAGUGGAUUGUUGAGUUUCGAGGAAUAGAUGAUGCAGACGAGAACGACAACCACGUCCAGGCGCUCUGGGCGACAGGACGACUCGAAGACAGGGUCCUGGAGUCUGCCUUCUAUCCCACAGACUGUGGAGGCUUGCGAGAGGUGUCAAGCCAUGAAGUUCAACGAGACGCCGGCAUUGAAGAAGCGAAUGGGGCUUAUGCGGAAAAACUGGUCUCCAGGUUCGAGGCCACAGAGAGCCGCCGCCACGACUUUCUCUGGAUGUCAAAUCUUCUUCCGCGUCUCCUCGCCACGAGUGUGUGGGGUCGGCCUUACCUCGGGAGAUGCGUAUUUCGGUUUGUUCGUCUCCUGCUUCUGUCGCGGCUGCGGUCUGCCUUCCUGGCCUGCUCUCGGUCCCGCGCCGUCGAACGACGAAGAACAAAUGAGAAAAGGCGUUUCUCUGGCGAGCCUCAAGGCCGCUGCGGAGUGCGGCCCACCUCAGGGAUCCUGCCGGACCCCGCAGUCCUCGCGCCGCUGCUUCCGGCGCCGCCGGCGUGGUUGUUCUGGGACCUAACUGGUCUCGGCGUCUCCGCUUGCUCUGACGAAGGAGAGACUCGCUGCCGCUCUUCGUUCUUCCCUUCGUCGCGGCAGACGCGAGGAGAUCGAGGCUCAGGGGGCGCGAGGAGCGGGGAAGCGGAGACAGAGCCGCGUGGAGUGUCGGCAGAUGCAGAGAGGCGAGAAACCGGCUACGGAGAACGGCAGGAUGUCUCAGUGAAGACCGAGAUGGAGCGCGUCGGCGGUUGUUUCAAGGGGAAGAAAGGCAAGGGCCGAAACCACACACCUGGAGAACGCGAGACAACGGGAGCUUUCCGCAGGUCGGGAGUUUCUGCCACUGACACGGCUGAAAGCGCAUGCGCCCGCGAAACCUCUUCUGCACGUCUCGCUGUUUGUGCCUCAAGAGAGACGGAAACGGAGACGACAAGGUUCCCUUUCCGCAGCUCCGCCUCUCCGCCACAGGACAGGGAGAUGGAAUAUGAGAACGCAGUUUCUUCAACUGGCCCUCCCGGUCCUCGGUGUGCUUCGCCUCUCUGGAGCGCGCCGACGCUUCUGCAGUUCGUGGUCUUGAGAGCAGCUCUUCCUCUGCCUCUUUCGGGGCCGUGCUGGUAUCGGCUCGCCAUCAAGCCUGGCUGCGGAUGGUUCAAAUUGACGGCCUUAAAUGGCUUUUCGGUUCGGCGGAUUUGCCUCGGUCAGGCGAAGCAGUCCGGAAUCAAACACUCAGACCUCGUUCCGUGUGUGGGGCUGGAAGUGCCGACUUACAGGGCAGGAAAAGAUUUUGGCUUUAAGAGCCAAGUAUCUCCUCUCGGUCAGGCCCUAGCGGCGCUGGAGCGGGAGGCGACGCUGGAGCGGGAGCCGGCUCAGAAGCCAGCGGAGUUUCCCUUUCCGACUCCAAGCUUCAUGGAUGUGAUCACCCUCGCAAAGCCGGAGAAGAACGUUCUGAAGAUUCGCGUGGACGGCAAGGGCAUGUGGAACAUUCCGCUGUUGCAUCCGCAUGUGAAACUCAACGUUGCCAGUGCGCGGCGGCAGAGACGUUCGCCGUCUUCAGAUCUGCAGGCCGGUGACGAGAGGAAGAGAGACAAUCAAUGCGAGGCUCGCGAGCCGGCCGGCCGGCGACUGCAUGGGUCCUCUCGAGCGUCUUCGGAAGGUCGUGAUAGGGCAGGACAGAGGGAAACCUCCAGAAAAGAGUCGAGCGUUUUUGCUGCGACUUCUGCAGCGAGGUCCCGGCGUAAACGUCGACGAAUCGAUCGUUCUCUGCCUCUGCUGUCGACCAUGCAUGAACUCCAUCUGUGCAUUGUCACACACUCGUGCAGCAAAGACGCGUUUCAGCUGUACGUCCACCGAGGCGGCGGCGAGGUCGACAAGAGUCUCCGACAUCACAGAAAACUGGCAGGGCUGCUUCGUCGCGUCCAGACGCUGCACUCCCCGGGCUUCAGAUCGAGUCCCGGUGAUUCCCCCGAUCCCUUCCUCCCCGACUUCUGGCCAGUGGCUCUCCACCAACUGCCAGUUCUGCCAGCCUGCAAUGCACCUCCGACUCUCGCCUUCGCAUCGUACGCUCUCCCGUCCCCGUCAACCUUCUCGCCGCUUCUAUACCGCUCACGUCUCCCGCGGCUCCGGCCAGCUUCUUCGCCCUCGUUCUCUCUUCGGCUCUGCCCUUCCGCCUCGCGUUCUUUCUCCGCCGAGGCGGGCGUCGCCGAUCACCUCUCUGAAGGUCCGAGAGAGCAUUCCGGCGGUGCUCUAAGGAGUGCAGCCUCUGCCGCUUCGUCCCUGGGUGCAUGGGACAAGAGCAAGAUGGUGCUUGGCGGCCGUGGAUGCGCGGCCUUUGACAGUCACGCCGACCUCCUGCGGUGGCGGUGGACAUGUCUCUUCGGAGACACCCAGCUGUUGCGCCAGAGCGUGCAGCUCCGCAGGGCGUUACUGCUCGGCGACUUGGCUCUCCGGGCCGCGAGGAAGCAACAGCUUGGAGAGCUUCACUGCGGAGGAUUUCCGCUGCUCUCCAGAGUCGAGGAGCAGUCGGAGGAAAUCAGACAACUCCCCUCAGUCGCAGCGGUUCAGGCUCUCAGGCUCGACGAGCGUCGUCGCGACAGAGGGCCGCUGCGCGGAACAGAGAAGAAGGGAGAGCGACAGGACGUGAGAACGAGAACAGAUCUCUCACCAGUUCAAGGGAGAGGCGCAGACUGCGUAGCCAACGCGAAGACGGGUAUGGAGGACGAAAGGUCCAACAGACAGUGCGGUGAAGAGGAGGAAACUCUUGGAGAGCUGCUCGCUGAUGUUUUGAACUCUCUCGCAGACGGUCUUGACGAAAUGGAGGCGUGGACCUCUCAGUGCAUGCGUGCGCAGCCGCUUCCCUUUUCCGCGCUUUUGUCUGAUCCCGCGUCUCCCGGUUUGGCUUCUUCGCGUCACCUGUCUCGCCCCGCCUCAAACGUCUGCGGAGACAACGAGGCACCGGCGGUUGCAGAGUCCCUGCAGGCAGCAACGCGGGCAGAGCUGGCAGGGCAGCUGUCUCCAUCGUUCUCUGCGACUUCUGAGCUCCCUUCAGCUCCAAGGCCGUUCUUCCAUUUCGUCCACAAACAGACCUCUGCCGAGGCUCUGAAUCGCCUCCGGCAAAUGUUCAGCCGCCUCUCGGCGCUCCUCAGAGUGUUUGUUUUCGACGGGGCGUCCGAAGACGCAGAGACGCCAGCGGAGGGGCUGCUUCGUCUCACAGGGGAGGCGUCUUUCAACGACUUCGAGCGACUGUGGAUGUCCGGUGCAUUUCAGAGACACCUUGCAGACUUCGUGCGUGACGAAGAAAGCAGCGAAAGCCGGGGAACCUCGGAGCCUAGUCGGAAGAAGAAGGACAUCGCGUCGACGUCGCCCGCGCAAGCGUUUGGCAGGUCGUGGUUCCCCAAGGGCGUUUGCGCCACAAACUACUGGCAACUCAUUACGGAGUUGUCUUCGCCGUUCUUCGCUGAGCACCGACUGUGGCGGCCUUUCUUCCUUCUCAGCACCGCAGAAAAGAAUUCAAACGACAAGAAACGAGUCUUCUCUCGCUUCGGACCUGUCGGGAUGCCGUUCGAGGUGCCUUCGCUCCCAAGGAACGGGGCGACAGGUCCUCGAGGAGAGGGCAACACCGAGAAGAAGGAGACGCCGAAGCCGACUUCGACGGACUCACACGAUGGGCCGUACCAAGUCGAAUCAGCGGGGCCUGAAGAGGAGGGAGACUCGUCGUCGGGAGGGAAGGUACUAAGUGGCGAGGGCAAAUCUGACGACAGCUUGGCGAGUCAGCGGUUCGCGUCGCGCGUCUCUUCUCAGGCAACAACCGGAAGGAACGGAGACAAAGGCCGCGGCGAGCGAGGAGACGGCCAAGCAAACUGGAGGGACUUGUGGGCUCUCGCAUGUGACAUGAAGAGUGUUGAAGACGGGGCAUUCAUGACGUCUCUCCUGCGCCUGCUUCCACUCCGUGGGCGCCAGUUGUUGCUUCGCAGACUCCGAGAAAAUGUGAAGCAGAUCGUCGCCCUCUGCACCCGAAGCGGAGACCUGCAAACGGAAGCCGCGGACUUGCCCCAGCAUGGAUGCUUCUCGGAGACGCGCCUCAUGCGUCUCUCCCUCCUCUCCUCCUUCCUCAGCGUCCUAGGAGCGGCCGAGGGUGCCGCAGCCGGCGCCCAGAGAGAAGCAGAACAGCGAGAAGAAGACUCGAACGAGCUCGAGGUAGCGCGACAGACAGAGAGACCCGCCGACUGGGCUGAGGAACGCGAGUACGAGACGGAGCAGGGUCAGAGGAAGAGUCCUCAAAUCCUGGAUCAUAGGUCUCCCUCUUCGACAAACGCAUGCGUCGACAUAAGCGAGGAGUAUGAGACUGCAGAACUGACGCUCACCCUCUUGACAAGUGUGGCGCCGCUCUUGGCUGCGAGCGCGCCGUUCCUCAGACGCCGAAGCUGCCACAGCGAUCCUUCCCCGAGUCUCAACCGCUUGGGCUGCGUCGCCGAUGUGGGGCAGCUGUCUGCUGUGAAAGCCGAUGUUCUUCUUCAGCGUUUCCAGCUGCUUGCCUAUCUCUCCCAUGCCUCUGGCUAUGCGGCGCUGGCUCCGCCACCUCGUCCCCCACUGCCGCCUCGUUCUCCAUCUCGUUCAGCGUCUGCAUCGGUUGUCACAUUCGGUCAAAGAAGCGGGAAACCGCGGAAACAGAGCAACGGCCAAGUCGGAGAGACAGGAACGAGGAAAUGCGCCGGCAAGGCUCGUGAUGGCCGCCUGCAGAGCGGGAGAGGGGCGAACGGCGAACGGAAGCAGACAAGGAGAGAGGCAGAUGUUGGAGAGAGACAAGAAGGUAUCUCUUGUGCGUGCUGCGGAGCUGAGAUUUCAGAGAUCUCCAGUGCGCCUACGCAUGUGGAGGACUAUUCAUCGAAGGGUGCAUGCAGUUCAACUUGUGGGGUGUCUCCAGGGGGCCGCGGGGCAGCGGUAGAGGCCGGUUCGCAACAUCUCUCCGGGGCGGGGCCGACUCUUUCCGGCUCCAAAUCAGUCGAUAGCACUUUCGCCGGGCCGGUCGAACCGAAGGUCUCAGAGAUCGGGCAGGAACCGUUGAAACAUGAAGGUGCAUGCGAUCAUCCUUGGGAGCCGUGCCGUCGUCCAGCUCUCAUCCGUGUGUCUCUCCUCACAGAGCUCCUCGACUCCUGGCGAUUUCUCCCGGCUCGGGGAUGCCCAGCGCGCGACGCCUUCUUCUCUCUUUUGCUGCGCCUCUGCCGGACGACGGCCUCAGGGCUUGACCCAAUUCCUCAUGAGGAGGGAGACGGAAAAAAAGAGCGCGCCUCUCGACGCGACGUCGGCGGCGCGACACUCUCAAGGAGUGGCGUCUCUGCAGUUGGGAGGAACGGACUGUCUCCAGCUGAAGAGAAUGUUGCUGCGGAUCCUUUGUCUCCCGUCGACAGAGCAGGAGACUUAGACAGAGAGUUGUGGGAGGGUGUGUUGACAUGGCCGCAGGUCUUUUGGCUCCUCGAGCAGCUGCCGCGUUUUCUUCCCGUAGCUGAUACCUCUCGCUGGACCUGUGGCGAGGUGGCGGCGUCUGUGUUGAAUCGUCUCGCGUCGCCGGUCGCGUUCUCUGUCCCUGUGUCGGAUGCCUCUGAAUCCGCGUCGUCGACAUCGGUGCCUCCACGUGAAGAGCCGGCGGCAGAACUCAACUUGUCCGCAGCCUGGGGCCUCUUUCCGGCUUCCGACGAGGUCCUCAGACUCGGCCAGGACCCGAGCGCGGUCUCUGCUCGUACGUGGCUUCGCCUCCACGGCUACGCCUCUUCGUGCGUCGCGGAAACGCCUCUUGCUGGCUCCGGCGCUUCGCCCUUCGCCGUCGCCGGUGCCUCGUCGUCUCUGCUCAGUGAAGGCAACAGGUGGACUCGGACGCAGCGAGCCGCGUUUUGGCGACCCGUCGUUGCCGACCUCGAAGACGUUCGCGGCCACCCUCUGGACCCUGUGGAUUUGUCCAAUCACUUCUUCAUGGGCCAGUUCACCCGCGACGGCACUCACCUCCAGGCCUCUCUCGCUCAACGCGGCGGCGAGGCCGGCGGAGCUCGAGGAGACGAGGCCGGGGUAGGGAUGGCGGCGGGAGGCCUCGUCGAGGGCGACGACGAAGAGGAGGACGCCUUCACAGUCCACCACUCGCCACACGCUGGAGGCGGCGGGAUCCUUCUGGGACAUCGUCCUCCAGGGGCAGGAAGUCGGUCAGACGACGGCGCUGGCUACUCCACGCAUGGAGGGUGUGCUGGCGUCGAGGCGGACUCGAUUGGGUCCUGGAGUGACCCGAGCGACGACGACGAAGAGAUGGGGACUGCAGCAGCUCCUCGGCGGCAUUCGCGAGCCUCCAGAACGACGGGGACGUCGGGGGAAGCUGACCGUGGCCGCGAGGGCGGCGGAGGUGGAAGGCCUGAGGGCGGUCGAGGACCUGGAAGAGAAGGCGAGAGAAGCGGCGGAGGAAGGCCGAGAAUGGGACAGGGAGAGGGAGACGACGACGACUCCAGAGGCGGGAGACGAGACAUGGACGUUCUGAUGUUCGCCUCGAGUGAAGAGGAAGAUGACGACGGCAUGGGGGUCGCAGACCAAAGCAUCACGUCGCGACGAGGACGCUUCGACCGGAUUCGCAUCUCCUCGGAAGAUGCAGAGCUUCGAGAAUUCGACGCGUACGAAGAAGAGGACACAGACUGGGUGACGGCCGAGGAAGCCGACUCGGAGUGGAACGGCUCUUUUCCGCUGGAGGACGAUGAGCUGUUUGCGUGCGAUGUCUUGGAACGCGAGGAGCCUUUUCAAGGGGACCUCCGGGAAAGGGAUGCCACGGACAGUCUGACCAACAUGCCGUUUGCUUUCAGAACCACCACGCGACGUCGCCGCCUUUCCUCCUCGCGACUGCAGUCCGUGCCUCUCAGCCGGUCACGGUGGACCCCUCUGUCGCAGUCCGAAGAGACUCUCUUGGCUCCAGCUGACGUCCCCCGUCAAGCGCCAGCACCGUCGCGCAACGAGCAUGUCGGCCUUCACAACUCUGCGGGUCCGAGAGGCCGUCGCGAGCGAGAUGGAGAGUCCGACGCGGAUGGAGACUUCCCCUCUCUCCGUCUGGUCUUGACGGUCGAAGGACGGCGUAUGGAACGGCCAGGCUUCGACGGUGGGCAAGCGGCGAACCGAGCCGAGGUUUUCGCGCAGACGCAGACUGCGUACUCCCUUCCUGCUGGACGUUCGGCGUUCUCCGGAGAAACGCGCGUCUUCUCCGUCGUCGAGCGCUACCAACAAGUCACGGAGCGCCAGGGCAACUCCCAGAGAGUGCAUGCAGCCGACUUGGAGGGCCUCUCUGGCGACUUGGCUUUCCCCGCGCGUCCCGACAGUUUCCGUCGAGGCGACGAAUCGCCAGAGUCCGGUGGCGGAUUGCAGAGGAGGCGCCGCGAGCUGCAGAGAUGGCGGCGGCAGCUGGGGCUCUUCGACGAUGCGCCGGAUCCGGCGUUCCGCUCCGGACUCCGCGGGAGAAGGAGACAAGAGAGGCGGGAGGCGGACGGGGAAGCACUCGAAGAAAGACGGUGGCGUUUUGAGCACACAGAAACCGGAGACAGGGGGAGGACGGUCAGCAGGCGAAGCGGCGCCUUCCUCGGUUCGGGGCCUUCGUCCUUCUCUGUAGGAAGCAGUUCCGACGAGAGUGGAUCCGAAGCAUUUUCCUUCGACUCCGAGGAAGAAGCUCUUUCCGACGGCGCGGUCGUUGUGGCCCGAAUUUUGCCGCCUCUCUACUCGCACUCUUUGGGCGGCGACGCGGAGUCUGUCAUCCCGCCAGGACGAAGAGCAGCGCGCGACGAACUGGGAGUCGCGGCGAGGCCCCAUGCGUGCAGUGAUGGCAGCAUGGCGUCUCUCAGUUCCUUCGGUUCUGCGUUUCCUCGAUCGCUUUCUUCCCAUUUCUGUCGCCUUUCCUCUGGGACUCAGGACAGCGGAAAUCUGUUCGGCCACUCGAACUCGUCGACCUCACGUCUGGACUUCCACGCCAGCAACAGCGGGGGGCUGCCUGACCUAGACUGGCUUCCCCUGUCCUCAGCGGAAGGUUACGUCAGUGGUGACCAUAGUCUCGACUCUUUCGUCCCUCGCACUGGCCUCACGACCUCUCUCGCAACGGCGCCGUCCUUCGCGACGAAAUCAUCUUUCCAAGACUCUUCUCUGCUGCCCCCUUCGUCCUCGUCCUGCUCGUCAGCCUCCCUGGCUUCGCAGUCCGCGUCGCGACUGGGAGGAGGUGAGCACGAGCAGAGGAGCCCGGUCUCUUCUCAAGGACUGUCGCAUGCAUCGCCCCGAACACCCCGCCAAAAUGCGCAGCCUCUCCUCGCCAGGCGCGAUCACGAGGCUGCGGAAGCGCUUAACGGCGACGCCGGUCGUGAGGCGGAUUUGUGGGAUGCUUCAGAGACAGGCGCCGCCGCGGGGGUCCCUGAGGUCGUGAGCGAAGCGUGGAAAGGAAGGCCAGGUCUGCGGUUCGACGGCGAGGCAUGCAGACGUGAGGGGGGUGACGGAGAUGAAGAUAAAACUCUCUGUUGUUCCGUCUGCGCACUGCCGCUCUGCGCAGGACCCACAGUGUGUGGUGAAAUGCUUGCCGCCUCUCAGCGACAAUACAGGCGCAGGCAGCGACGUCUUAGGUCGGGACUUAGACGGCGUCGCUGCAUGCAAGACUGUGAGCGACAGAGAUGGAGCGAAGCACGGAAAGAAGACGGUGCAGAGUCGAGAGAAGACCGAUACGAGUUGGGCGUGAUCAGUGAUGCCUCGCAGACAGGCUCCCGGGCCUUUGUCAUCGGUGCCUCAGACAGCAACAGUCGGUGGCUUCUCGCCUCUUCAGCUGCUCUUUCCCCAGCUCCGAGGACCUGGGUUGUUCGGCGCCGCCCGCGCUGCCGUUCCAGUCUGGCUGUCGAGUCCUCGGCGUUGAAACCUCGUCGAGCGCAAGAGGAAGACGCAGAAGGAAGUGAAGGAAUGCCGAGUUCGAGGAUCUCUUGCAGGGCCUCGCCUCUGGAGGGUCCGACAUCGUGCGCCCUGGCAGCGAACGGGUGGGCACAACACACAGCACAGACGAAUGGAGACGCCGUCGAUGGGAGAGCAAAGGAAGAAUCGGAAGCCUUUGGGGAGACGGCCAAGUCGAAGACGCGGCUACGCAAAUUGGAGGCGACUCGGAAAUUUGGAGAGCUAAGGAAUUCUCAGACGGCUUCAUUGCUACCCCUGCCGGAAUCAAGCGUCCCCGACUGGAAUCUUUUUCGACCGAAAGCUCUUUCAGGAAAGGACGUCUUUCUGCCUUGGGCUUCAUUUCGCGAGUUGUCUCCCCUUCCCUUGCCUUCGCGCAAGGCAGCUUCGAUUCUGCUCCCGUCCUUUUCAACUCAGGUGCCGUUGCCUGUCGCCAGAGAGGAUCUGACGCCUCAGCUUCUUCUGGAGACCCGCCGCGCUGCGAGCGACGGAGAGACUCAGUCCACGGUUUGCUGCUCUCCGCGGCUCCGUCGUGGUGUUUGGCGGACGCGUCUCCUGGGUGAAGAGGCGCGCGUCGACACGGGGACCUCGGAAACAGUUGGAGUUCGAAUUGACGGAGCAGCCACCAACGGGGCCGCGGUUGACAGCGUCUCACCAGGAGCCGAAGAAAUAGACCAGGCUUGGAGACAGGCGGUGAGCAAACGGGGAGAAGGCGGCAACGCAGACAGGCUUCGAGACAAGAUCCCGAAAGAAACCGCAACGCGAGGGGAUAUGGAACUCAAGACAUCGAACGCUUCACUCGAGUCUCUGUGUGUCACCUGCCGUUGCCGAGGCUUCAGGGCCUUGGGGGUGGAGACUGCUGUCGUCUCCGACGGCGUGAGAGGGAAGCUGGGAGAGAACGAAAAAAGGUUUCGGCCUUGGUGGCUCCGGGACAGUUGUUGGAGACCCCAACUGGGUUUGGUCCGCUCAGCGGCUUUGCGCGUAUUCGACGAAGACAUCGGAAAAUGCCGCCAACACCCAUCUGAGAGGAACCCCCUUCUUCUUCUUCCAAGGUUCGCGUCGGUCGCGAGACGCCUUCGACGGAGUUUGCGCUCUCGUCGCUUUUUCUCAAAAAGCGAGGAAAGUGGAGCUGUCCAGCGCUCGAGUGACAGUGUGACUUCGGCUUCUUUCCUCCUACCCCAGCUUCCGAGAUGUCUCUCGUCAAUCUACCUGCCUCGCAGACGCUCGCGACUGUCCGCCCACAUCAGCUCCCUCAGUUCUGAUUCCGCCGGCCAGUGGUCGCUUCUCUCUGUUAAUCGCCAGCCGGAAGCCGGGCCUGAAAGAGAGUCGCAAGAGGCCGGGGGCGGCCAGGAUCGACGUUUCAGUCCCGAGCUGAGAUCCGAGUCUCUCGCUGCCCAUCCGCGAGUCUCCCCUCGGUCUGUUGUCUCUGUUUCCAACGCGGGUCGCGAUUCAAGUGUAGGCGUUUGGCGCCGAGUUUACCUCGAGGCUCAGGAGGAGGCCCUGCUCCUGAGGCUGGCACCUUUCUUGGGGGGGAACCCCGUGUCGCUCUCGAACAGCUGGCCGGGCGCGCGGGCGUUUUACGCGGCGAACGAUGUCCCUACCGACCUCGAGCUGUCCUCCCUCGGAGAGGUGCGAUGUCCGCGCUGCGGAAAGACUCUGAAGAAAAUCGAAGGCAGUGGCUUUGAGGGGAAGUGGAGAUGCGACGGCCUGGACGAGAAUGGCUUCUGCGUCGCCAACUUGACCGACUACCGUCUCUGGUCCGCUGCCGCGCGCCACCGGUGCCACUCAGACGACUUCGACUAUUGCCAGGCCUGCUUCGAGUACAAGGCGAGGCUGAACGCUCGAAAACUUCAGUGGCUGAGCACGAACUCCUCGAGGCUGCUCUGGCCCGCGCAGCCGCCGGCCUGUCCCGCGGGACCGUUUUUGUGGCAGCGCGGCUUGGAGGCUCCCCUCUCAAAGAAGCAGCGCAGACAGGCUGAGGAGGCGAAGCGCCGAAUGCGCAGCCUCUUGACGAGUGCCAGAGCGCGCGCAGACAGCGUGGAGGCGAGUGAGAAGAGAGGACGUGAGCUUCGAAAGAGGAGCAAGGAAAGCCACACACUGAGACACCGAACGAACCGAGGUGACGCCCGUCGAAGGGACAGAACCGGUGACCCGAGCGAAAAACAGCCGGCAGACACAGAAGGAGAGCAGGGACGCAACUUGGAUCCGAGGAGGAAGCUCCGGCCUUGCUAUCGGCCGGCGCACGGAGGCGAGAACAGAGAGAGACGCGAGAAAGGUUCAGUCUCGUUCCACAGGUCGUCUGCUUCCUCUUCUUCUUCCUCUUGCUCGUCUGGUGUGUCUUGUUCUGGCGGGUGGAUCCCUGAGAGACUGCCGCCUGUUCAGUCGCCCCAGGCGUGUACGGAGUCGUGGAUUCGACAGGCGACACAGCUGGUGGCGCGUUCGGGUCGCCAUCGUUCUUCAACCGGAAACGGCGAGGAAGUAUCUCUGCCGGAUGGAGUCGUUCUCCUCAUUCCUUCUCGCCUGCCUUACGUUCCCCCGCCUCCGUGUAAUCCUGUCCUACUCACUGGCUUCUCGACGUCGGCGCCUGGAUUCCCCGAGAGCCUCGCGCCGCAGCUCCAGCGUCUCGGAUGCACUUUCCUGCUCCCCUUGUUCUUCAAGAAUUUCGAGACGCUCCGCAUUCACGGGUCGCGCAUCGCGGCGUCUUCAGUCUCCUUCGAUCUCGAGGCAGCAGGCGAGGUCGGCGAAGCGGGGGGCGGGGAACAAAGCAGCAAGACCCCAAGCGGCCCUGGCCUCUUGACGCCGCUUCGGGUCUCCGACGCUCACGCUCCUCACCCUGCACAGCCAGGCAAGCCAGAUGCGUCGGCGCAGCUCGGCGCGAAGGCCUCAAGUGCCUCCCCACACUUGACGGUGAUGCUGGUCGCCGAAGAGGCUGUGUGGCCGUUGGUGAUUCAGGGCCGGUUCGGAGGCCCUCAGGGCGACUGCAGCUCCAUUCCCCACCUGAAGAAGGACGUCGCCGACCAUACGAACUGCGAGACAGACGGAGUAUUGCUCAGCUGCUUUCAGAACGGCCGGUGGCAGGGCGCCGCACGCCGCGAGGAGACACUUGGGGACAGCGGCGACGGCGCGAACAGAGGCCAAGGUGACUUCUUGUGUGGGCCGUUCAACCGCCAAAUGGAGGCCGAAGGAGACGGCAAAUGGUUCAUAGAUGUCCACAAGGCCCAGAGAGACCCGCAGCAUUACAAGGGGACUGUGGGGUACAACGGGAGUGUGGGGUACUGGAACCUCGACACCGAGAUCCCGGGGUACCUUGCCCCCACCUUUCUGGCCGUGAGCGGACAUGCCUGCACUCCUGAGGUCCGGAACAAAGGCAUUCUCUUCGUCUCCUCUCUCCAGAGACACCUGGAGAUCUUCCUGCCCGCGGACCAGAACGAACUGGAGGAACAGAUGCGGUUCCUGUCUGAGACCGCGGAGACAGAGGGCCUUCUCCCGUCGCGGUCGGGACCUGGCGAGAGAAGCGAAGAGUCUCCACCCGAGGGCGAAGACGAGGAAGGUCGACGGACUCGAGGCGAAACGCGGUGGCGGAACGACUCAGGCCUCGAAAACCCAAGCGCGUCAAGGAAGGAAGGCACCUUUGAAGGGAACGACUGUGAAAGAAAUUCGGAGACAGAGAGAGAGAAGCAGGAGACGCGGGGUAUGGCGCCCAGCGCGCGAACGACGAAAGGCAAGUCGAAGAUUGAAGACGAGGAAAGAAAGAACGAAUCGACAGGGCGCAACGCAUCUUCUGAGUCCUUCUCAAGUUUGGGGAACCGCACCUGUUUGGCGAGUGCAGCGAGUUCUUCAGGAGACACCUCACCACGCCGCCUGUGUGCUACCUGUGAGUCCAUGAAGAAGAAGGCAGCUUCCUCUGGGUAUGCUUCGGCGACGAAGGAACCUCCCGUUGCGAUAUCGUCUUGGACCUCUCCUUCCGGCCUCUCAGUGGAAGAGGAAGACGAGUACUUGGCACUGAAGACUUGGGAGGCAAGUGUAAAUCCGCUGACGGCGGCGCUCCUCCCAGUGGACGCCCUCCAAAGACAGCAGAUGAGUGCCGCCGUUCGCUGCUAUCAGUGGGAAACAGCUCUCCAGUCGCAGAAUGCUCUCGUCCAGCUGUGGCUUCUCCACCCCACACUCGCUCUCAAGUCAUGGCCCCUCGUCCUCCGCUUCAUCUACGACGCCGUGCGCUCCAGGCCGUCGAUGCACCGCGUCCUCGUCGAGCUUCUUCUCGCCGUCGUCAAGGCCGCGGCGAUCGAGGCAGGACGGCGAAGUGAGGACUUGACGACGGACAGCACGAGCUCAGAAGACGACGACGCAGAUGAAAGCCAAGAAACCGCAGACGAACACGAAGAACAAGAGGGUGGGUUCGUCUGUGGAAGUCUUUUGGAUCGCGGCAGGCAACCUCCUCGUUGGCGCGCGAAAGCAGCAAAACCUGCGUUUGCGAGAGCUCAAGUGCCUUUGUUUUUGUGGCCUUCGCUCUCUCCUUCCAGUGUUUCUUUUCCCCAGAAACGAGUUCAGAAGGGAGCUUGGGAAGUGGACGCGAUUGCCUCGCACGUAGCUUCCCUCGCGCUGCUUCACAUGGCUGCGAUCGGCCUCCUCGACCGCCACAGCGCCGAACAAGCUGAGGCUUACCGCGUCUACCGAGCCUGUCGGCAACAGCAGCUCUCACUCCAACUGGUCUCUGCUUCCUCGACGCCGUCGUUGGGAGCAGAGUCCUUCGCGUUUCCCGAAGGUGGCGAGUUAGAGGACCUCACUCAGAGGCUUCAGCUCGGCGGCGCGCCAGGACCGUUCGUCUCUCUCGGUCUUUCACGGCCUCCGGCGGGGGAUGCACCUGGUUUCCGGGCCUCUGCUCUGGAACGUAGGCGAGAGGCGAAAGACGAGACAAGAGUCUCUCUCUCGCAGAUGUUCAAAGCGCAGGAACAGCGAGACGCUAUCGCCCGGGCGAGUCGACAGCAACGACAGCAACGGAUGGACGAGGGAGACGAAAACUCGACUUCUCCGCUUUUUCCAGAAUCUCGAGUCUACGCUGGAAUCGCUUAUGGUGUACAGCGGCCAUGGGCAACUGAAUGCAGAGACAUCUUCGCCCUCGUGCCUAAGACCGUCGGUCCGACGAACAGCUCGUCUCCGUCGUCUGAAGGCAUCGCCUGGCUCGAUGACCGCGGGGCAGACAACGGCGCUUCUGUUGGCGAACAAGUCGAGGCAGAGAGAGACAAGCGAGAGGCGGUCGAAGCCUCCAACUGGCCUUGGGUGGCGCCAAUGGAACAACGCCCUCGAUUGCCCGUCGCUUACGAUCCCUUCCAGGAGUUUUCAGAUGGCAACGCCAGUCAAGGAGGCGCGUCGCAACUGAAGUACUUGAAUCCGUCACUUCUCGUCGACUGUCUCCACUCAGAGUCGAGGCACCCGUACUGCGCCACCGAGCGCGGGCCGAACUUGAAGACGCAUGUCGGCAUCGAAGAGUAUAUUCUCUCGAGGUGUGGAGACGCUGGCGGACGCAGCCGAGGACCGUGCGGAGACCGAGGACUCGGUGCGAAGAAAGCAGGGGAUGUGGGACGACCCGAGAAGGCGAAUAAAAACGCGAACGGAGAAGCAAAGGAACAGGUGGAGAGGAUGCGACAAACGCAGAGUACCGAGCUGGACACCCGAGACAGAGACCAAGAGGAGAAAAGAAAAAUCUUCGUCGAUAUUGCCAUGGAUCCUGGGUUCGACUGGGCGAGAGGCUUCCUCAUUCGAUUCUCCCGAAUGUCAUGCACGCGCCCGGGAGACAGUCUCCGAUUCUACGCUCACACGGACGAAAAUGUCUGCAUCGCUGCAUGCAGCGGCCCCUCGGAGCGUCCAUGGAGUUCGCCGGUGUUUCUUCCUGGGUUUCGCUUUUCCUACGCGUUCCACCCAUUUGGUUUAAACUCUGCAUGCGUGCCACUGCCGAAUCCGAUGUGUGGGAGCAGUGCGCCGGGCCUGUGGAUGUCUCCAGACUUCACGCCGCUGGAGUUUUCAAGUCCAGCGAACGACCCGCGGGCGGAGGACGUGACGGCGGCUCGCGGCGCGCAGUUAGCUGCCCUUGACAGGACUUUUCUCGGGAGGUCGUUUGACGUCUCUGGGUCAGCGGCAAAUCGCGAACACCGUGCGGGUGAGGCGCCACCCUCGCGCGCGACCUACACUCCGUACGCCUAUCCUUCGCUUCCCUCCCGCGAACUUCAGGAGAUCCCCGCAAACGGCCGAGAGAGAUCCGAGGCGGGCACUGCAGCCGGAGAGAGAGAACAAGCGCGGAGGCGCGAGCUGCGGGACGCGCCGAGCGAGGCGACGCUGGGGACCUCCCGGGGAAGGCGGCGAGUUGCCCAGGCUUCGGAGGCGAGACCGAGACGCGGCGGAGAUGCGGGGGGUGCGGGGCGUAGGCGGCGCCCUUUAUCGGGAAGCAGCGGAUCAAAGAGCAGACGAGGAAGUUUGGGCAGGGCGCGAGAGACCGAGGACAGUUCCGCGAACGCGACGAUGUGGGGAUGGACGUUUGCGGUGAGUGUCGCCAACCGCGCCGAGGUUCUGCAACACUAUACGAAUCUCCCCGCGGCCGCGUUCCCUUCGCCUGCAGCCGGUCAGGCGCUGCGUGACGGGUUUUCUCGACUUCUCGACUCGCCGCCGUCUCCAGUGGCCGACGUGAGAGAGGACGGGGACAAAAGAGACGGUGGUGUGGGGGUUUCAAACGUUGGCAGGAGGAGGACGCCUCGGAGGAAGAGCCAUCGAAGAGAAGCGAAAGCCUUCUUCUCGCUGCAAGCUUCCCUCUUCCUUGACGUCUUCCAGCCGACCGUCGACCUCUCCUUCCUUCGAUGGCUUCUCGAAGAUGUGGGCAGACACCCAGAAGUCCGGGCAGAAGCUGCCAAGUGCGGCAGAGACUUCAGCCUCCCGAAAGAAGAGACCGAGAAGGAACACGAGAGAGAAGAAGACGCAGAAGGUGCAGCGACGCUUGCGGGACGAGGGCCUACCUUGGAGAGAGACGAGUUCGCAUACGGAGGGGAAGAGCGCGAGGCGAGGACGACAGCGGCAAAAAGCAGAAGACGUCAAGAAGGACAGCUGGACAGCGAUGCUGAAGGGAGAGAAGAAAGAGUGAAAGCAAGUCUGAGGUGCCUCCUCGAAAGCGUCUACCACCCGAACAUCCUGCAAGCGCUUGUCGGACUCGCUGGCACAUGCGCGACUCUCGAAGGCUGCGGUCCCUCCUUCCAGCCUGCUGCUGUCUUCCUCAUCAAACGCUUUGCCCAGCUCGCGCCGUGGCUUCAAGGCCGUCCGUUGCCCACCCGUGGACGCCCGCAAGAGUUGACGAAAAGGAGCUGUGCCUCGUCGCCUCCUCCCAGCGUUCACACUUCUCUUCCGGCCUGUGUGGGUCCCUCUGACGAUCCGCUCUCGUCGCCGUUCUUCUUGUGCUCUCACUCUUCUUCGCCUUCGGCUGCCUGCACUGUGAAGCAUCCGGAGGACUCCCGAGACAGCGGUGGCCUGGGAGCAGGCAACGGAACCCCAGCGUCGUUCGUGCUUUCUUCUCCGUUUUCAGGCCUGUCCUCGAGGUCGGAGGCUCCACGCUCUCGAGUCGCGUCGCCUGCCUCAUCGCUGUACGUGUCUUCAAACACAGAAGAGGUUUCCGGGACUUCUCUCUCGACCUCAUCUCUCGCCGUCUCGCCGAAGGCGGUCGACGACGGCUGUUCGACUCGAGCCGCAAGAGCGGACCUGGACAGUGCAGGCUCUUCUUCUCUCGCGUUUGCGUCUAUGUCGGAAGAGAGAGAUUUUCAGAACUCUGCAGAGAGAAAGGAGGAACAUCUAGAGGAUGAGGCCGCUGCGAGGAUCGGUCGCAUGCGGUUUUUCUUCCUUCUUCUCUUCACAGAAAUAGCAGCUCAAAUUCGGGUGCCCCGCGUCGCCGAUUGCGUCUUCAAGAGCGGCGGUGAGACCACGCUGUCCGCCAGCUCCCUGGAAAUAGCAGACGCAGUUUCUGAUCCGUCUCUUUCUUCUACUCUGCCUUCUAGACCUCGGCCUCUCCGACCCUCGCAGAAUAUUAUUCUCCCGCCUCUAGUGGAGUACGUCGGUCAAGUCCUGGCGCUUUUGUUCGAUGCUUGCAAGUGUGCCUACGACUGUGCGUGUCGGCCUCAAGCUUGUGAGGCUCGCUGGCGGGCGGCGGCUCUGCAAGCGGCCUCAAGAGGUCGCGCAGUUCGCAGUGAAGACUUGGAGACAGAGAGAGAAGAAAGGAGACACCAAACGAUCCCUUCGCGCUUCGACGCGACCUCCUGGCCAAGCUGCUGUUCCCCUUUCUUUGCUCUCGAAGGCGAAGCGUCCUACAUCAACAGUGCCUCCGAGCCUCCGCAGAUGGGGUCUGCGGCUCUUGGGAGUCGUCUGGUCUCUCACUCGCGCUUUCAGUCUCCAGACAGCCUCGAAAGAGAGUCUGGCCGUUUCGUUUUCCCUCGAUGUCCAGAGAGUUGUAACGUUCCACGGCCUCUCAGCUGUCCUUGUUUCCUCUCUCGACAACAGACCUCGAAGCCCAACUGUCGUUCUUCCCCCCAACCUGCCCUCCCCUCUUCUUCUCUCGCUUCUUCGUCUCCCUCGCCUUCGCCCUAUGCCGUGUCUCUGGUCUCCCGCCAGUCGACGCGCGCUGUGUGUGGCUGCUCGAGUCUUCCUCCGGACCUGCCGGGCGUCCUAUCUGAAGGGUCUGUCUCUCUGCCUGUUUGUGGAGGCAAGUGCAUGCAGUCGUCUUUCUGUUCCCCACACUCCAGCUGUCUUUCUGACGGCAGCUUCUCUCUUUCGUUCCCUCCUUCUCGGGUGCCCAUUCACGGCCACGACCUUUCUGUGGGGCUUCCUGGAUUUUGCGUCGAGCGGGCAGUCAAGGACUUUCUUCUGCACUGUCGCGUUCUCCAGGAUUUACGAAGCCUAGAGGGGACGUUUCCAGCCGCGCAUGCAAUCCCCGCCGCUUUCUUCGUCUUCGAAUUCCUGCAGCGCCUCGCCGCCCUCCGAGCGGUAGAGCGCAGCCGCCAGGGCGACGAGGCCGUCUGCUCGAAUCCGAGGCUUUCCAGUCUGGAGGAAGACAGAGGAAGACGACUUGAGGUCGGCGACACCGCGGGGGACUCUUGGCGACGAGGUGGUGCAGAAACCAGCAAAGCACCGGAACGAACUCCGGUUCGAGUGGGCGCCUUUUGGAACGAGCAGCUUCGCUUGGAUGGCCAGCGGUGCCGGGGCUCUCCUGGAGAGAAGGGAGUCGAUCGCUGUGAAAUCGACUUCUGGAAGUUCCUUCCUCUCCUCGAUGAUGCCUGUCGACAAAUGCUUCUGCCUCAGCACCUGGAUCUGCGCAGGGAACUCUUCCCGCUUGUCUCACGCCUCUGCAAGACUCGCAGGCAAAUCGCUUCUGAGCUCGACGCCCUUCCGAGGGUCGAAACCGCGCGCGACGGACGGUUUUCGAGAGACACACGAAGCGGCGAAACGGAUUCCUGGACGCGGGCAACGAGAAUCCUGAGAGCCACAGAGGCUGAACGGAGACAACUCGCGCCAACGCAGGAGCGGCCAGACACCUGCAAUCGAGGCCAGUCAGACGGACAAGGGCGGUGCCCCUUCAUCCCGUCGUCUUCGUCAUUCUCGCCGGCCUCGGCUGUCUGUGAACGAGAAAGAGAAACCGAAGCAGACUCGAUGGUAGAACAGGAGCAACGAGAAUAUCUUGAGGGACGGCAGGGCGCUGAGGGGCUUUGCCGUCGUGGCGUCUCCCGAGAAGAAGAGGAGUUUGCGGUGGAUGGCGACUCCCGAGCAGAGCUCGGUAGCGUCUCUGGUCAACGUGGAAGCGAAGCACGAACUCAGUUCUCUGAGAGGCGGAAUCCGCCCCACACAAGAAGCGAGUCGCCGCGCCUGGGUCGAGAGACCGGAGCGACACCACCGUCUGGUCUCUUCGCGCCUCCUCGCUUGCUCCGUGCAGAAUUCAACGCCGCAGGAAGAAGUGGAGAAACGGAGAGUACUCGAAUGUUUCAGAGGAGACAAACGCCUCCACGUGGAAGCGAGGAGACGUACACGCCGCUGCUGCUGACGUCGCCUCUUCAGCUGAGUCUCGCCACUCACUCUUUCCAGUCGCACAAACCGUACAAGGUAGCCUUGUCUGCGUCCUCCUUCGCCCUGCCUUUGCGUUCCGAGUUCGCGUCUCCGUCGACUGGCAUCGACGCGAUGGAGGCUCUUCUCGCCCCGCUGCGCCUGGACGCAGGCGGGAGCCGCGACGAGAUCAGAGCCUUCUCAGGCAAGCAGGCGAGAGAAAGUGGAAACGCCGGCGAGAGGAAGGAAACGCGAGAAACGCGUCUGCCGAGAUCUUGUUCUUCGCGAGUCUCUCCUGUCUCGCAAGGGCCAGACGUCCCCGUCUUCUCCCCGCUUGUCGUUCGGCUGCAUGCGAGCGAGCUGCAGAGACGACUGUGUCUCCGACAAGAAGCGAAGUGGCAGAAGCGCAGCGAGGCUUCUGCGUUGGGCGUCGUGUGUGUCUCUUCUGUCUCUGAUCUGAGUCCUCUGCUUUCUUCGUAUGCUCUUCCGGAGGCGAGAGAUCCCAUACAAGCGCCCUUGUCGGUUUCUGAAGAACGCCAAGGCCCACAUGUUCGCGACUCUGGAGACGCAGGACUUGAACCGCGUGGAGAGGCGGCAGAGACAGAGUCGCGAGCUUCGCUGAUUGGGGAAGGAUCGGUUGAGUUGCUGAGAGAUCUCGCUUUGUGUUUCGAUGCUGAUGUUCGAACCGUGCCGCUCUCGCCGUACGCGUCUGGGGCCGUUGUCGGUUUCUGUAGUUCCCCUGAACAGUUGGCGCCGGGAGAUCUCCUCACUGUGUAUGCGCAGUGCCGAGACUCUGUUUUUGGAAGUCCACCCAAUCUCGGCUCGCCUUCGCCUUGGGUACCAGUCAUUGAGAUGAGCAACUACCACACCGACUGUCUCUGGUUCGCGGGCGACUACUCGCCCUCGUUUUCGCCUCAUCUGUUCUUCCCGGCGGGGGCCCCGAGCCUCUCCCGCGAGGCAAGCCACGCAAGAGGCGACCGUUCAACAGUGACGAGAAGAGACAGAUCUCCAGACAGAGGUCAACAGAGAGGAGGAGAAAGACAUCAAGGAAGCGUUCUAGAGAGAGGUGAAGAAAGAGAUGGUGAACGAGACCGAGGGACAGGGUUCUUCGCUCUGGGGUCUCUGGCUGCAGCUGUCCGGCUCGGAUUACUGGACGCGACAGAGGCGGCGGUUUUCUGUCCAGAUGCGGCCUUGAGCGAAAUCGGGGAGAUACAACAGGAAGAAGAAAGGCGCGAUGCGGGCAAACGUCACGGGUCUUCUUUCUUCUUCAAAGAUCUUCACAAGCAGCGGUCUAGGCCCUCGGACUCAGGGAAGGCUGCUCUCGCGCUUGCCGCAGCCGCUGGUGCCUCGGCUCUUCAAACGAAGAUGCUUGACGGUUUUCCGGAGGAAGAAAAGAAGCUGCGAGGAGACCCAAAACAGGCUGCUCUUCUGGCCACUCCGCAGUUCCCUUUUUCUCGCCCGGCCUCCUUCCUGUGGCGUCUACCCCCCUCUCUCGCAGUCUCUUCUUGCGCCGAGAAUGCGAAAUCGAAGAAUGUGACAACGUGUCUCAGUCUCGACAACCGAGACGCAAACCAUGACUCUCUCACAGAUGCCACCGUCGAUCCGCACAGCCGCGACACAGACUCAAGGCCUGCGUCAGGCACAGAGAAAAAACCUGCUUCUUCGCAGCCUUCUCUCGCGUCUUUGCCGCCUCACACCCCGACCUCGCUGGCGACCUCUGCUGGACGGCCUCAGCAGUCGGGUCACCUCUCUCGUCCUCGAUCUUCUUCAUGUUCGGCUCUCUCGUCUACCUUGCUCGCGGUUCGUCUUCCUGGGCGGGCGAGUAGGGCACCCCACCCGCCUUUGCCGCCAGGGUACCAGCGCCGCAACAGCGGUUUCGCGCCUCUAGGCGGGCCUGGAGGCCCCGCAGGCCUCGUUUCGCGCCCAACGCGCCGGCGGACUUUCUCGGGGACGUGUGUGGGGCGCGGCGGAAGUGCAAGCAGUUUUGUGGGGACUCUGGGUGGCUCGCUUUCCUCUCUGCCGACGACGGGGAGACGGUCGAGCUACUGUGCGAGCUCGGCGCCGCUGCUCAGCGCCGCUUCUCUCCCCUCCCACCGGACGCUUGAGAGAGGCCCGGCGGAGCGCCAAAGAGACAGUUCGGCGGGUGACAUGGGGCGACGUAGUGGCGUUUUCCUGGAGCAUUGGGCUCCGAGUCGCGACAGGCGAGACCGAACAACAGACACGCGUGAGGAAGGAGAGAGGAUGGUUGGCGAGGGCAUAGUGCUCCAAGAGGACUCGAUAGGCAGAGAGCGGCGUUUCUCCUCUUCUUUGGUGCGUGAAGCACAGGACAUUCAUGCAGAUUCAUCUGCUUCUCUGUAUUCGUCGGAUUCGGCUUUCUCUUCGUCUGCGACUCCUUCUCUCUCGCCGUUUGAAUCUUCAGCUGCUUCGGCGGUCCUUCCUGGUGUGGGAGACAGUGCGGGUCCUGGCAUGCGUCGCACGAACGCUGCACGCAAACCACCAGACGCUUCGCAGUCUCUUGGGUCUCCACAGACUCUUGAAACUGUGGCUGGCCUUUCUCGCGUGAUGCCUCUGGGGAGCGGAGCUUUCAGCAACUCGUCGGAGGCCAUAAGCCUCACCCAGACUGAAGCCGCCAGUGUCGCCUGUGGCGCCGCGCCGUCGCCGUGUUUUCCCGGUGAACCUCACAGCAGCAGCGUCCCGGACAUUUCGUCAGGUCAGGACCUUUGCGACCUGUCUGUGGCCUCGUCUUCUCUCGCUCGUCCUUCGCCUCUUCCUUCUCUUUCAUCUCCUCUUCCGUCGCUGCCUGCUGAAGCUGGCGAGAGUCAGAGAGAAGCGGCCGGUGGGAUGGACGACGAGGCGCAAGGGAUGCGGGGAGAGGAACGCGUCAGUGCGAGUGAAGCUAUUCACUUGGUGUCUGGCGCUCUGAUUCCUCGUGACGAAUUUCUCAGAUCUGGAGGCUGGCGCGUCGAGUUCACAGUGGGGUGGCGACAAAACGCAAGAAAUCAGCCUCUCCUGGCGCCAGACGAAGGGGGGGCUCCCGCGCUGCCGAGACCCAGAGAGGCGAGCGACGCGGAAGGCGAAGAAAGCCAACGAGAAGAAGACGUUCGUGGGUGGCACUCUGGGCCUGAGUUUGGCUGGGUGCCUCUGACGCACGAGGUGUCUCCGGAAGAACAAGCAGUCGACGAUUUGCUCGCAAAGUUAUUGGAAGCAAAAGAGACGGAGGCGGGCGUGAAGGUCGGCGAGCAGAGACAGGCGGACGCGGGGCUUCAAAGCGCCGAAACGCAUGAAGAACACAGAAAAGACAGAAGGGACAGACAGACCCCUGCAGCUGUCGGAGAGCCUAUGUGUGCAGGAAAGAGUGCGUCUGCCAAGGAUUCCGAGUCGCGUCAAGCGACCCAGGGACGCCCGUGGUCUUCUCGGUCUUCUCACGCUUUGCCGCCUUCCAUCAAAAUUGCGCCUCCCAGCUCCCGUUAUUUCUGGCUGUCGUGUUCGACUCAGGUCCUCAGCGGCUCGGGGGUUGUCUCUCUGUCCCCGAGGCGAGGCCGAGAAGGUCCCGGGACCUCGCCAAGACCCCAGGGAGAGAGCGACAAGACUCUCUCGCUUCAGCCCCAGUCGCCGCGUGCAGCAGACGCUGCGUCUUCCGUCUCUCUUCUCCAUGACGCGCCUGCCUCUUCUUUCGUUUCCCCCUCUUCCGUGGCGGCAGCUGCAGCGGGUGGGGAGGACGCGGGGAAGACCCUGCCGCGCCUCGCCUGCGGCAGUGGAGUCCCAGGCGAGGGCGGAGAAGGCGGCGACGGAGACGCGCAGGAGCCAUGCGAGUCUUCUCGCCUGGUUCUCGGCCCCUCUGAGUUCCUCAGUCACCCUCUGAUUCCUGAUCCCCCCAUUUACCAACGAGCGUUUGCUUUAGCCGAGCAUCUGAAACGAAGCUACCCUCCUGAAAGCUUCAUCCCUCCUUGCUAUCGUGUCCUGCCUUCUCCCGGAACGCUCCGUCCUUCGCCUUCUGCGGCACAACGCCCCGGUGCCUCCAGCCUCUCCUCCUGCCCCAGCUCCCUCUGCCCUUCGUCCGUCUCUUCUGCCAGCGCUUCCUUCUCGGCGCUGUCGUCGGAGUCUGCGAGUUCGUCUGUUCUGAGUGUGCAUCCAGUGGCGGCUCGGGAGCGGAGCGUCCCGACUUUUACGCGUUUGAUGUCUCGCGUGCAUGCGCGUCACGAGCAAGUGCGUCAAACGCAGGUCGACGAAGUUCGAGGCGUCUGGUGUGUGAGUCUGCAAGACAGGCAGAAGAUCUAUGACGCGGUCGUCGCAGGCGACUGGGGAGAUGCCCACGCAUCGAGCCUCUUGUCGCAUGUGGAGGGACCGGCGGGCUCGGGGCACUCGGCUCGGUCCGGCGUCUCGGGUGAGGGAGAGAGACGCGAGUCAGAGGCCCCCGAGAAGCCUGAGGGGAGACGCUGGGGAGACGGAGAUUCGGUGGAACCCAGGCAUGAAGAUGACGGACAGUUCCCUCUCCCUGCCUUCGCUUCUCUUCUCGAGAGACGCACUCCAAAAGACUUUCUGGCUCGCGCAAAGGCUCUGUGUAGUGCCCCGACCAGGCAUUUUCGCCGUGAGAGAGAGAGCUGUGAAGAUUCUCCUUCCCUCCAGUCGCCGCUACGCGCAUCCGCCGCGAGACGCGUCACGCAGAACGCCGGAGGAGACUCAGAGACACCGGAGGUUGAAGUCCGAGCGCUUCCGGACUCCGUGAGCAGCUCGGGACCGACAGGCGACAGUUGGGAGACUCACAGAGACCAGGGUGGGGUCGAGGAAAGUGGAGAAAACUCCAGUCACGGAGGGAGGGAGCGGGACGCUCCCUCGUUGCCUCUUGCAGACACUUUGGGCUUGCCUGUGCGUGCCUUUGUGGGGAGUCCUGGACGUUCGCCUUCGGAGGGUCACCAGGAGACAGGUCCGGUCGGGCAGGGAGACACGGCCCAGGGAGGAGACCGGGCUGUGGACGACGAGCGAGAGGCAUUCGGCGAAGAUGGCAAGAGGGGACGCAUGGGGAGUCAGAGACAAGACCCAGCGAGACGAAAGAGCGAAUUCCAGACGGAGGGAAGAAACGAGUUGCGUAGCGUAGUUGAGAAGCAUUUCCUUGUAAGAGAGAAAGAGCAGUUCGAUGGUAAAGGGUCGUAUCUCCGAACCAGCAAAGUCACCAUGGAGCUCCUCUUCUCCCCUGAUGUCGAUCGGAUUCGCGAUCUGCAUGCAGCUUUGACCGACCUCAAAACUGCCAUCGUUGAGGCAGAAACGCUUCUCUCCUCUUCUUUUUCUCCAUGUUCCUGUUCUCCCGAGUGCUCCUCUUCUUCGUCUCGUUCCUCUCGCUCUCUGUGUUCUGCGCGUUCUUCGUUUUCUGCUGAGGCGAGAGAGGCCAUGGCAGCACGGGUGGCGCGUCUAGUGAAGCGAGUGAAGAUGCUUCAGCAGCCAGGCGCCCGCGACGAGGUGCGUUGCUCGUUUGCUGUCCAUCCCGCGGACUCUGACUCGCGAGCCAAGUCGAAUGAGGAGACUUCAAGUGAAUCCCCGAGUGUGGCAUGGACCGUUGGCAGUCUGAAAUCGCUUCUCGGCGCAGGCCGCGGCGUUGCCCUUUGUCCCGCCGUCAAAUUCGGACCCUGCGUGACUGUGGUGCAAGUGACGCGAGUGGAGCAUCCGCGACCGGCGCCGCGUACGCUGUGUCUGAUGAACAGUCCAGCGGCUCUGAUCUCGAAUUGUUCCUCUCUGAAAAUCUGUCUCUCGCGAAGUCCGUACCCCACACACCGCGAUUGGCAGCUCCUCAACGCGCUCCCGGCAGACGCCUUCCUCGAUGCCUUCGCGCCCCGCCGGGUCCGCCUGGUGUUGGAGGGACGACGUGGGGAGGCUUUGACUGCAUGCGGCGAGUCGACAAAUUCGUUGCGGCGCUCUGUGCCUGCAAACUCCGUCGGAAAAGCAGCAGAGCGGCGAGACAGAACCCCCCUGAAGGAAACGCGUCAGUCGCCGCCGGACGCCUCACGGACUCGCGCGCUGCAGACAGCGAGCGACACCGAAGAACGCGAAAGGAGAGAAGAAAGAGACGAAAAGCAGAGGGAAGACAGAGGGUCGAAGGCGGCGAGGGACGCGGAAGCGGCAGGCGGGCAUGAGGAGGAAAACAGUUCAGGGACUUCCCCAGAGACUGAAGAGCCGUGUGUUGAAGCGGACGGAAGAGACACCGAGACAAGCCGCGAAAGAAAAGGUUGGAGACGCCAGCGUCGAGGGGCUCUGGAUGAAGAAACGUCCUCGAUCGUUUCAGUCACCGCAGGCGUGACAACUGACAGCUCGCGAGGUGUGACCAUAGGGCAGAGUUCGGAGGACUUGCAGUGGAUAGAACAAGGGGAAAGGGAGGAAUUGGGUGCAUGCAUCGAGCUUGAAAAGGCCCAAGAAAAACCACAAAGCGAGACAAGCCUCACAGAAGCAGUCUGUGACCCCACGCCUGGCCGUCGAAGUGUUGUCGAGCCUCAGCUCUCCUCGUCGUCUGUGGAGUCUUCCUCGUCGAGAGGCGAUCCCUCGUUUUCUAUUUCUCCUCAGAUAGACGGGAUUCGAGAUGCAGGCCGGCAAGCAGACCUGGAGAGACACGAUAGGAGCGUCUUUUCUUCUGAACGCGACGUUUCUGGCACACAGAUUGCGGAUCGCCUUCGGUGUUUCUUUGCUCCCUUCCCCGCACUGCUCUGCUUUCCAAGAUGUACCUCGAGACGCCAAGAUCGUUCCGCAGAAGGCGCCGCGCUCGAGCCUUCCCGGGUCUCCCCUCCGCCUCCCAGACGCGUUUCUCCAGAUUCCUCGUCAUGCAGGCUUGACCCCCCCAGUGCAGAGGUUGGCGACACGGCGCAGGAGCCGGCAGUUCUUCCUGGGACUGUCCAGACUGGAAACGCCGUGGCGGCCGAGGUUUCGACGGGGCGAACUGAACUGGCGGAAGAGGCGGCCGAUUUGCGGUCUCCGGUCGUUCUUUCGGAGAGGCGAGAACGCCUGUUUGAAGAAGGCGCUUCCACGUCGCAGGCGGCAGGUUUCGGUCCCUGCCGUCUCCCCUCUCCUGCCACGGGUCUCUGCCCUGCUGUGGGGUUCGACGACGCAAACGCCCACCCUGGGGCUUUGCAUGCGUCUUUCGAGGAGAUGGGAGACGGCAGCUCGUGCGGCGGCUCGUCGUGGAACCGCAUCCUCUUCGAGCAAGAGCCAGGCCUCAGCUACAUUGGACCGCCGCAGCCGUGGUCGCGAGUCCCGGACUGCGUCACAGGAGUCGCCGCCGGAGGCUCAGCGUUCCGUCGCGUUGCCAAGCGUGAGCGCGAGAGAGUGGAGGUGCCAGAGCGCUACGACGGCUGGCGUCUCCUCGUCCGUCAGGUGAUUCCUGAAGAGUUUCAGGUGAAGGCAGCUCUGGCAUGCGAAGAAGCAGUGGCGAGCGAACUAUCGGAGACUGCAGCCCAUCUGGCGAAUCUUCUUUCGCCUGCAACGGCAAACGGCAGAGGGCGACCCCACAAAGGGCCCAGGCAGGGGCGCGGCUCUUUGGAGCGAGCGACGCAAAGCAGAGAGAAGUCGCGAGUUUCCAUCGCGCCCCAGGAGACGGGAGGCGAGCUCGAGAUGCCGAGGGAAGGAGGAGAAGGAAGAGACAGACAUGCGGUGGGCGAGAGCGCGAACAACGCGGGCUCGCCUUCAGGAGUUGUCGAUGGAGAAGUGAAGGGAGACAGGCAAGACGCGAGUAUUAGAAGAGGCGCAAAGAACGAGUCGUGUGUUAGGGAUCGCGUAGGAAGAUCUCCAAUCCGAGAAAUAGACAGCAAUGGUUCCCUUGUUCUCCCGGUCACCCCCGAGUCGCCGCCUUCGUCUCAGGCUGCCGCGGUUUCUGCCGCAUCUGGGGGUGCCUCCGACCAUCCAGUAUUUCCUGGAUGUCUCCUAGCUGGACCCGCUCAAGCUCCAGAUCGAGGCGUCAGCAGUCCCGAGACUCUGCCACGUUCACCUGACUUCUGCUCGGCUGCUUCGUCUGGUGCGCCAGAGGUGAGCAGACCCUCAGGGCGCGAGUGGGGUGUCGCGGAGGAGAUGCUUGCGUCGUCUCAACUGUCUGUUUCCUCUCACUCCCCAGCUUCUCAAGUUCCUCGUCCUUCUGCCUCAGUGGCCUCGGCUUCUUCUUCUCCUGCAAGCCCAGAGACCGGCUGUCUCCUGGGCCUUGUCCCUGUGGGAGGCGUGCUGUCCCCCGACGCCGUGGAGAGGAGCUUUUCCGAUCAAUGCCUCCGCGGGUCUGACUCUGUGAGGGAGCGUUGUCAAGCGGGAGAGACGUCGCUUUCGUUCCGAAGUGCAGAGAGCCUUGCAGCGCCUGCUCUGUCUCCAGCGCCCCUCGCGUUCUCCCCAUCGGUUCUCGCCUCUGUGGGAUCUGGAGGGCCGCAUGCAGCAUCCCGUGUCUCGGGCAGCCAAUGGGGACAGCUGUCGCGAGUGGAGAGGCGACCGAGACCUCGCAAGGUCUUUCAGGAGGCUCUGCGUCGUGCGCUUCUUCCGAUGCGUCUCGAGGGCCUUCUCCGAGAUCUGGAGGUUCGACUUGGUGUCCAGGGAGAGCCGUGGCCAGACGCCCUUCUUCUGCGUCUCAUUGACAUCACAGUCAAGGCGAACGAGUCUCUGCGUGAUGCGAAGACAGGCCCUGAGAUUCGCCCUCUGACUCCGCUUCUCCUGCCUCUUCCAGGCUCCGCUAGGCGCAGAGAGAGGGAGCGAGAACAACGGUUCCGUACUACAGGGUUUGACCUCACACGCACCGCUGGGGAAGACAACCACUGGUGUCUGCAGGACGAAAACGCAGAGAAACGUGACUCUGCAGAGCAGGAGAGAAGCAUUCGAUUCGAGCACGACGAAGACGACAGAAGGCCCUUCGCCCCUUCCAAUGGUUCUGGUCCUGACCCGCACACAGUUCUUCUCUCCGACUCUCCUUUCUCUCGUGGUUCGUAUGCCAAUCCCUCUUCGCUGCCCUGCAGCACAGCAGAGCCUUCGCCGGCUGCGUCGCACUCCGACGCGUGCAGUUCGCAAACUCCCGACGGAUCCUCGCCUGCCUUGCCGCUCCCGCCUCGAGACUUUUUCGCGGACCUUCCUUCGUCUCCGGACACAGCGCUGCUUGACGUCAGUCCGCAUGCGUUCGUCGUCCGGCCAUUCCAGGUGGCGACGUCUCUCGAUGGGGCCUUGCGAGUCUCCGCCCUCGACGUCUGGACCUGGCACUUGCCCUUCUUUCCGGACUUGAGUCCCGACGCGGUCGCGGCAUGGCUCCUUCGCGCUCAAAAGGCCCAAGUCUGUCGCGCGACUCAGCGGGGGAAGGCGACUGGCGAUGCCCGAACUCGAGGCCGACAAGGCUCUGAAGGCCGCUCCGGAGCAGAUGCAGAGAGCGGCGAGCCGGCAGGAGAGGAAGCGCCGAGCUCGCGGGCUGGCGAAAGACAGCUGAGGGUCUUCCCUGGGGGCUCUGGGGGCCUUCGAGGCCUCCACGGAGACGGCUUCGAGUCCUCGGAAGAGAGUUUGCAUGCAGCGACUUCUCCGAGGUUUUUGCGGCAUGCGCCUUCUCUUGAUUCGUCCGAAGAUUCGCCGCAUUAUGACUUCGAUUCGGACUACGGGGUUGACGGCGGAGCCAUGACCGAAGGCGGGGAGAACGAUGGGUCUGUCUUUUGGGACGACGGAGACGCGGAAGGUGAGAGGUCUUGGCCGAGGGGCCGUGAGCCGAGCUUCGGAGAUCCGGAAACUUAUGACACAGAAGAGGCGCAUACAGUUGAGGGGUUCAGCAACAGCGUCAACCGCAGCUGGGAUAUCGACGAAGGCUUUGAGGUCCCUCACCCCCGCGAGGAAGAGGGUCAGGAACAUGUCUUCGUUUUUCAGGACGGCGGAAUGAGCCUGGCAUCUUCCUCAGAGUCUCCGGGGGCCUCCGGCCGCGCGGGAGAUGGCGAGACGUCGUCCCUGCCGGGCGCCGCGCUUCCGCCGGCCCCUGGGGCUCCACGCGGUGCAUCGAGCGCGGGUGAGAGCGACGACGGCAGCAGUGCCGAAGAGGCGGACGAUUUGCAAGACGCAGUUGGAGAAGAGGGGGAGGCGCUGCACCCGAACGCGACGGCUUCUUUGUCAAGAACCGCCUCCGGUGCCUCAGAUGUCUUCACGCGAGGGUACGUCGCCGGGGUCGACCGACUCGCUGAGGAGCUUUGGACGCUCUACGAACUCCUCGUCUUCCGCGAGUGUGUUAAGAGAGUGAAGAAUGCCGAGAGAGCAAAGAGGGAGGAACGAGAGAGGAGGGCGAAGCGGCGUCCAACCCAGAGAGCAGAGGGCCUUCGGAAGACGCACAAACAAACACCGUGUGGAGACUCAAGCCGUAGAUCGUGCGCAGCCCCUGCAAGCUCCGCCUCUGCCUCAAUCGCCGCGGUGCGGUCGCAAGGCGCGAGGCGUCAGAGACAGAGAGAGCCAAGAGAAAUGGAGAGACGAAGCACAGCGGCAGAAGCAGGAGAAGGCAGUGAAAGAGCACAAGUUGAAGCAAGAGAAGAAAUUGAAGAAAGAGAGCAAGGAAGGGAGGGAGGAGGUCGUCGACGCAGCCGAAGACAGGACACGGGGCACUGUCAUGCCUCAUCCUCUUUCCCGUACUACGAAGGCAUUCUCGCUGUCAUUGAGGAAGACGAGGCGAGUGCACUCUUUGACCAAUCAAAGUCGCUGCGCGCAGGGUGCGAAGCCGACGGGGAGAAUGAGGAGGGAGGCUCAGAAGCGAUCUCACAAGGAGAACGAAAAGAAGACGGUCUCUCGAGACGGGGCGCCAAGCCUUUCCUCACAGGCUCCUCGCCCAUCUACACUGCUGUGGCGUCUCCGCUAGUCGAACUUCCCUCUUUCUGUUCUCCGCUCCUUUACCAAGUUCUCUACGAAAUUCUUCUUCUCUUUCUUCGCCUCGGUCUGGCGCGAUGCGUCGCCAGGGGCUCCUCUUCCUCAGCUGAUCUUCUUCGCUAUUGGCCCCCGACAGUGGGGGACAUCAGAGCCGCUCUGCAGCUCAGGCUCAGGUAUCUCCACCAAGUCAAUGUCUCUUUCCUCUUUCUCUCUCCGUUCCUCCCCACAAUCCCGCCGCCGCACCCCUACACGUAUGCCGAGCGCCACGAAGUUCAUCUGGGCCUCGCCGCGUCGGCUGUCUCCUCGAGAGGAGACACUGCAGAGCGAGAGGAGGGCGGCGCGACGACUGGCGCUCGGAGACGGGGGUUCAGGCUCAAACACCCGCGCAACUCGGUCGCGUUCGCGUGGCUUCCAACUGGUGCACCGGCUCGAGAGGACCUUCCCGGCGCCGCGACGACUGAGGGCUUGCGAGCGCGCGCGGCGUGGGGCCUUCGCACCCUUCCGCCCGUCUCCUGGAGGCCCAGAAAAGAAGCGGCUCGCAGGCCGAGAACCCCGGGAGGUGCACGCACAUGCAACCGAGACACAGACGAAAACCUAUCUUUUCAGAAAGAAGGAAGGAAACGUUCUCUAAAUCAAAACUGUGUCCGCGGUACGCCUGGAUCGGCUUCUCUCGCCGGGAUUCCUGCCUUUUCUUCUUCGCUGUGGGGUCGUAGGGAAAGCGAGGCGUCCCUCGAAGAUCGAGACAAGGUCUUAGUCGCAUUGGCGGGGACGAAGUCGCUUCUUCUCCCCGCUGUGAAGAACUUUCUUUUCCGGGCCUCGACGAUCUACCGCGUCCACGCCGUCCGCCAACAAAUUCUGCGUCUCCCCGGCUUCUCGUACGCCUUUCGAGAGCCGGACAGGCCUCGGCAGGCCCUCGCGACCGUUUCGCUGUCACCCUCCUUCUCUGCUCUUCUCCCUGCCAGCCACGGAUUCUGCGCAACUCAGCCCCAGCUCGCCUCAGAGUUCCCCAGCCUCUCGCCUGCGGGAGUGGCGCAAACCGCGCCACGGAUGUCCCUCGCGUGGGAAGCGACCGUCAGUUUGGUGCGCCUGCAUGCGCCGUUGGAGGCUCUCUGCGUUUUGUCUCCUUCCCGGCAGCCCAGGUCUCUUCUCGCGGAAGGGAGAAGCGGGUCGAGUGCGACGCUGGUCGUCGACGUGGCGGCGCCUCUGCCGGAGUCCUGGGGCAACGUGGGAGCUGCGGCGGUGCUGCUGGACCGAAUCGCGGCGCGCCAACCGGAGACGGCGGCGGCGUCUUCUGUCUCGCUCUCGCAGACUCUGCCAGGAGUACGUACACCCGGGAGUGGCGGCGAGGGUGCAGGCGCGGAGGCCAGGGGGCUGGACGCUGGGGACGGGAGGUUGUUUGCGGAGGCGCGGUUCGCGAAAAGUUUGACUGGACAGCUGGCGCGGCAGCUGCAGCACGUGGAGACGCUGAAACUGGUGGCGCGUGAGCGCGCGUUCGUCGUGCAGUUGCGCGGUGAAGGAGCGCAAGACCUCGGCGGGCCGUACGCAGAGAUUCUGAGCAAUCUGUGCGACGACUUAGUCAGCCAGCGACUCGUCGUCGAGUGCCCCAACGCCCGCAACUCGGUCGGAAACAACCGCGACGUCGCGAUCCUCAAUCCGCAUGUGCGCGAAUUCCUCCUCGGCGCCGACCUCGCCGCGCCCGACUCGGGUGUACAUACACCUCAGCUGCCGGGUGGUUCCCCUGGAAGCGACGCGAGCGACUCGGAACCGUUUGACGAGAACACCGAUGUGUGGCCUAAACGCGGGACAGGGUGUUUCGAGUCGCAUCUGCGUUCUCUCGAAGAAGCAACGGAACUUGUUUCUCUCGGUUGUCAAGGACCUUCGCCGCUCGGUUUUUCCGAUGCGUCCUGUGCCUCCGGCUGGGCUCCGAUAUUGCCGCCUCAGCCGCUGCUGCCUGUCGGCCCUGCGGCGGCCCGAGGCGUCCGGAGCGUAGAAGCUUUGCAGGCGCAAUGGGUCGAGUUUUGUGGUCUCUUUGGCUUCUUCGCGGCUUCGCCCUCUGUCGCCACGCUCUCGGCAGCGACGCCGACGCUCUCCACGACUUCCCGCUCGAGCUCGUCCUCCGCACCGAGUUCUCUCGACGCAGAAGCGCGGGAGACUGAGCGGCGACGCAUGCGAGAGGCGCCGGAUCAUGGGCGACGGUCUGCGACUUGUCUCCUCUCCUCGCUGGGCCAAGGGCUGGCGUCGACCCUCUUUGUGGUUGGGCGUCUCAUGGCGUGUGCUGUCCUGACGCAGAGUCCGUUGAAUCUGUCGCUCUCUCCCGCCCUCUGGAAGCUCCUGCUUUUUCAGCUGCCUUCGCUUCAGGACAUCCAGGCGGUCGAUGUCCUGGCCGCCAAACAGCUGAAGACGUUCCUUGCAUGCGCGGGCCUCACCCAGAGAGAGGGCGGACGCCUCGCGCCAGCUCACGACAAAGGCGCAGACGCCGGAGAAGAAGAAGAGAGUGAAGGAGAACGUGGAGACGUUGAAGGUGGAGAGGCCGGAGAAGGCCGAGAAACAGGUCGUGUGGGGAGACUGGAGAGAGAGAGAGACCAAGCCAUUCUGCAGGCCUUCGCGCAGAACGGAUGGACGUUCGGCGACGCCUUGGGCAGAAAUGUGGAACUUUUCCCUGGAGGUUCACAGCGUCCUGUCGACGAUGCAGAGAUUGCUGAGGCCGUUCAAGCGGCUCUCUUCGCCAAGCUCACAGAAGGGCGAGAGGCAGCGGCCUGGCUAGCCUACGGCCUGUAUGACUUGCUGCCUCUUCCGCAAGUUCAGGCGACGCUGACGGCAGACGAUCUGCGUCAGCUGGUUUGUGGAGAUGACGAUAUUGCAAUUUCUGUCUUGAUGCGGCACUCGAAAGUAACAUGGGACACCAGCGACGCGCGAGAAAGGGCUCUCAUUGACAAUCUGUGGGAGGUCCUCAACGCCUUCACCAAGAAAGAGAAACAAAUGUUCCUUCGGUUCGUCUCGGGCCGUUCAAGACUACCGCGAUCUUGGGUAGCAGGAGACCCUUCUGCCUCUUCACACAAAUUCGAAAUUCAUAUCAUGAGAGACGAAGAAGCUCUGGAAAUCCAAGACGCGUCGCUGCGGUCCGUGCGAGUCGCCGAGCACCAAACAGUGGACGAUCGGCUGCCGACCGCGAGCACAUGUUUCUUCAUGAUUAAGCUGCCGAAAUACUCGAGCAAAGAAGUACUGAGACAGAAGUUGAAGCUGGCCAUCACGUCUUGCGUGGACAUCGACCUCGACGCUCUCCACCACGACUUCGAGUUUGCUCAGUUCGAAUAGCGCACGACCGCCCACAGCCUGCAGAGGAAUCAAACAGCUCCAUACCUGUGGCCAACCCCGUUUCCAGUGUCUACACAUAUAUACGUUCUAUAUCUGUAUGUAUGCAUAUGUAUGUAUAUGGUUAUAUAUAUAUAUAUAUAUAUAUAUACAUUUCUGUGUUUAUGUCUAUUUUGAGGUAUAUACUUGUGUCCUCCUGCCAAGACAGCACGAUGUGUGCCUUGAACUUCAGGAAAGGGGUCGAAGUACAGUCGUGUUUGCUUCUUCGCGUAGACUGAUAGAACUGAGGCACCUCUCUAUUGUCCUGUCGGUAUUUUUCUAGGAAUGAAGCCUUCAGGGGUUCGACAUUUUCCCGCCUGUUUUGGAGGGGCGAGAGAGCGAGCCGAAGCUAUCACGCGUGUAUGCUGGGGUCUUGUUCAUCUAGCAUCUGCGUGGUGCAAAUUUCGGGGUCAACCGUGUUUCCAGGCACUGGUGAGUGGGAGUCUUUCUGUGUUUCUCGUGGCUGUUUGUCGCGUUUCCUGUGGCCUUCCACGAUUUAGUGCGCACAAGACACCCGGGUCCUAAGUGCUUGGACCGUCUGAGAACGCAUGCAGCGAACAGUUUCGGUAAAUAUACAACUCCAUGGCACAUUUGAGAUUUCU